This is a messenger RNA of Coregonus sp. 'balchen', 68784 nucleotides long. The record is from the annotation of a GenBank genome assembly. Lineage: Eukaryota; Metazoa; Chordata; Actinopteri; Salmoniformes; Salmonidae.
AUGAAGUGCACCGGUUGUGGCCGUGUUGGGUUUGAGAAAACUGCUAGAUUCUGCAGCCAGUGUGGCCAUCAGCUAUCUACACAACCGCUCACCAAGGAGACGGGUCAGUAUUGCCCUCUAAUGUUAUAUUAUAUAAAUACAUGCUUUUUUACUUGAAGAAACUUGAUUUGUUUUUGUAAAAUGUUCAGUGGAAAUUGUUAAAAGUAGGCCUUGUGCAUAGAGUUGUAUUUUUUGUUUUACUUUGCAAUCAUUCUUUUUUGUUUGACAUACAUUUUAAAUAGAAAAAUCGGGAGUCAGUCACUCGGUUAUUGUGGAAUUUCCCGUAUAUAAAGUACUUUUCAGAAGGGGUGCUGUCAGCACACUGCAAAAAGAUCUGAUUCAAACCCUCCAUCAAAAGAGUAUUGAUUUUACAACAGUUAUGGUGACUGAAGGAAGAGUGGGAUAUAUCCUACACCAGACAAUUGAGGGAAUUAUGAUCAGCUUGACAAUGUAAUUCACAACCACUAAUGCAACUGAUGAUGAUUUGUUUUUCAAAUGCAGACAACACUUCUGGAAGUUCACCAAAACCGUUACAGCCAUCAUUGGAGAGUAUGACAGAGAAGACAGAAACGGAGAGUGAUGGGUCAUCCCUGAACAACCGGGAAACAAAUACUUCUCCAAAACGGCCCAAUGAAGAGCCUAACAGCAACCCUAAGAAAAAGGUUGAUAUUAAAACCAACAUGUUUUUCAGAACUUCCUCAUUCUAAUUUCACAGAUUUUAUUAUGUUGUUUGAAAAGGUUUUUAUGUCAAAAGUUUUUUUUUAUCGGUCACUAAACUAUCAAUAAUACUGUUCAGGUAUAAAAAACUGAUUAUAAUUGUUCACCUAGCUUGUAGCCCCCAGGAAUAGGAGCUGCUGCUGCUGCAACAGCUAAUAGGGAUCCUAAUAAAAUACCAAAUUAAGUCAUGUUGAUUGAGGGAAGAAUGGAUAUGCUAAGGUUUGUUCUCUUGUUUCAACCUUUGGCUCAAUCAGAGAAAAAAGAGGAAGAGGACCAAGAAGAAGAAAGACGGCCCAGGGUCAUUGGACUCUGACCAGGUGACCUCUGACAUGUCCGACAUCUCUCUUAUGGACAGCCAGGGGAAGAACAGGAAACAGGAAGUUGCAGAGUCCUCCGACAGCGACAGCGAUGCCAGCGCCAUGGACGAGACAUCCAACUCACUUCAUGACACGUCUGCCUCAGUGGAGAAACCAGCCAGUGCAUCAGCAUCAUCAGCAGCUCCCAGUACAAUCAGUCCAACUGGGAACACGUCUGACAAUCAAGGUCCUCCAAGCACUGCCUCGUCACAGCCUGAGGCCGGCGCAGAGAGCCAGCCUGCCGCAGGGAAAGAUAAACAGAGCAGUGAAGAGAAUGACGUAUCUCAGUCACCUACAAAACAGACCUCAGAGUCGGCUCCGAAUGACACUCCUGCCUCCCUCACCGACUCGGCUGGCAAAUUCACCACCACCAUCCCCCCUCUUCAGUCAGCCUCAGCGGUAGCGGCGAAGACCACUGACCAGAAGGCUCCAAAGGCUGCUGAAGCGAAGAGCACCAAGAACAAGAAAAACGUAGCCAACUCAAAGCAGACGAACCUGGACCAGAAUGCGAACCAGAAUGCUAAGCAGAACCAGACCAGGCAAGACAAACAGGAAGGGAAAGACGAUCAGCAGGACCACGACUCGAAGCCACCCACCACUGGUAAUAAGGACAUGGUGUUUGGCUCUCAUAAGAAAUCAGAGGUAAUGUAGCUGCUUGACAUUACAAAAUACACAGUGUACAAAACAUGCUCUUUCCAUGACAUAGACUGACUAGGUGAAUCCAGGUGAAAGCUAUGAUCCCUUAUUGAUUUAAGUUGUUAAAUCCACAUCAAUCAGUGUAGGGGAUUGUUAAGUCUUGAGACAUGGAUUGUGUAUGUGUGCCAUUCAGAGGGUGAAUGGGCAAGACAAAAUAUUUAAGUGCCUUUGAACAGGGUAUGGUAGUAGGUGCCAGGUGCACCGGUUUUGAGUAUAUCAAGAACUGCUGGACAUCCAGCCAACUUGACUCAACUGUGGGAAGCAUUGGAGUCAACAUGGGCCAGCAUCCCCGUGGAACGCUUUCAACACCUUGUAGAGUCCAUGCCCCGAUGAAUUGAGUCUGUUUUAAGGGCAAAAGGGGGUACACAAUAUAAGGAAGGUGUUCCUAAUGUGUUGUACACUCAGUUUAUAUCUCUUCAGAUCUGAAUAGUAUUGACCUAACACAAUGGGUUUUUAUUUGAUCAAUCAAAUUUAUCUGUAUGUUGCUAUGAUACGGGCUAGUAUUUAUUUCCAUAAGGUAACCCUAACUUAAUAUAGCCCAUAUUUUUCAACUUGUAUUAUGGCAACAUUUGCCACCAUGUGCGCUUAUUAACUACAUUUGUCAAAAAAAAUGCUUAGACUAGGUUAUUAUGGGUGAUGUAGUUUGUUUUGUCUAAGGGUGCGGGGGGAGCUUGUUACCUUCCCUGACUUGGUGUGUGUUUGAGAUCAACUACAUUGUAGUCGGACUGCGCAGAACCACUGAUCUACAAAUCACCUUUAAUUAUAGUCUUGAGUGAUUCUAUUCUGCCCUUCGCCCUGCUGAAACUCAUCCCAUCAAACACACUAUUUACAUUUUAAUAUUUGACUUCAAUUAAGGUUGGUAAAACAACCACAUAUCACAGUCAUUUCAAGUGAAACCUUCCUAAAAAAGCAGCUAUCAGCGAAAUCCGUGCUAGGAAGAAAAUAUAAGUGCCGUUAUUCGCACGAGAAAGAUUAGUAGAACAAAGUGUUCUGUUUUUUCUUCCUAGGUGUAGGGUGCUAUGGAGGUCAACCAAGCUGCUCUUUGAAGAUAUGUUCUCACUGUAUCUGUUUGUCCUCUGGCCAGGUGGAGAGCAGACUGAUCCUCAAACUCUCUGUUUGUCUUCUGGCCAGGCGGAGAGCAGACUGAUCCUCAAACUCUCUGUUUGUCCUCUGGCCAGGCGGAGAGCAGACUGAUCCUCAAACUCUCUGUUUGUCCUCUGGCCAGGUGGAGAGCAGACUGAUCCUCAAACUCUCUGUUUGUCCUCUGGCCAGGCGGAGAGCAGACUGAUCCUCAAACUCUCUGUUUGUCCUCUGGCCAGGUGGAGAGCAGACUGAUCCUCAAACUCUCUGUUUGUCCUCUGGCCAGGCGGAGAGCAGACUGAUCCUCAAACUCUCUGUUUGUCCUCUGGCAAGGUGGAGAGCAGAGGCUCCAGUGUGGACCCAGAGGUGAAGGUGGAGAACAUGGAGGUCCAGCAGCAGCCUGCCCAUGGGGGAGGAGACGCCUCCACCUCCUCCUCCCCUACACCACAGAGCCCUGGCGUCAAGAAAGAGAAACAGAAAGACAACAAAAGUGACGACUCUGAAACCAAGGGUCAGGAUGUUCCACCGCCAAAAAGGUAUUUACAAAUGGUCUGUUCAUAACAGAAGUCACACAAUGAUAGCAUGAAGAACCUAAAAGGCACACUUUUGUGCACAAAAGCACUUUCAAAAACACCCACAGACUCUCACAGCGCUACUAUCCAUUGUUGUCUGUUCACACAAUGAUAUGCUUAUUUCAAAACACGUUUUUUGAGAGUGGAAAUCCACUCUAACUACAGGUACAGAAGCAUAGAAAGUAUUUAUACUCCUUGACUUAUUACACAUUUUGUUGUCUUACAGCCUGAAUUCAAAAUUGAUUAAAUAUAUGUAUUUUCUCACCCAUCUACACACAAUACCCCAUAAUGACAAAGGGAAAACAUGUUUUUAGAAAUUUUAGCAAAUGAAAUUCAUAAAUAUUUCAUUUACGUAACGAUUCACACCCCUGAGUUAAUACUUUAUAGAAGCACCGUUGGUGGCGAUUACAGCUGUGAGUCUUUUUGGGUACGUUUCAAAGAGCUUUGCACACCUGGAUUGUACAAUAUUAGCCCAUUAUUAUUCUUCAAGCUCUGUCAAGUUGAUUGUUGAUCAUUACUUUCUAGACAGCCAUUUUCAAGUCUUGCCAUAGGUUUUUCAAGCUGAUUUAAGUGAAAACUGUAACUAGGCCACUCAGGAACAUUCAAUGGCAUAUUGGUAAGCAACUCCAGUGUAUAUUUGACCUUGUGUUUUAGUUUAUUGUCUUGCUGAAAGGUGAAUUUGUCUCUGAAAGGUUUUCCUCUAGGAUUAUGCCUACACUUAUAGCUGUAUUCUGUUUCUUUUUAUCCCAAAAAACUCCCUAGUCCUUGCCGAUGACAAGCAUAUCCAUAACAUGAUGCAGCCACCACCGUGCUUGAAAAUAUGAAGUGGUACUCAGUGAUGUGUUGUGUUGGAUUUGCCCCCAACAUAACGCCUUGUAUUCAGGACACAAAGUUCAGUUCUUUGCCACAUUUCUUUCCAGCAUUACUUAAGUGCCUUGUGGCAAACAGGAUGCAUGUUUUUGGAAUAUUUGUAUUCUGAACAGGCUUCCUUCUUUUCACUCUGUCAUUUAGGUUAGUAUUGUGGAGUAACUAUAAUGUUGUUGAUCCAUCAUCAGUUUUCUCAUAUCACAACCAUUAAACAAUCUCUAACAGUUUUGAAAUCAACCCUUGGCCUCAUGGUUGAAAUCCCUAAGUAGAGUCUUUCCUCUCUGUCAACUGAGUUCAGAAGGACGCCUGUAUCUUUGUAGUGACUGGGUGUAUUGGUACACCAUCCAAAGUGUAAUUAAUAACUUCACCAUGCUCAAAGAGAUAUUCAGCGUAUGCUUCUUUUUUUCCACACUUCUACCAAUCAUUGGCCUUUUUUGCAAGGCAUUGAAAAACCUCCCUAGUCGUUGUUGUUGAAUCUGUUUGAAAUUCAUUACUCGAUUGAGGGACCUUACAAUUAUUUGUAUGUGUUGGGUACAAAAAUCAUGUUCACCACUAUUAUUGAGCACGAGUCCAUGCAACUUAUUAUGCGAUUUGUUAAGCACAUUUUUACACCUGAACUUAUUUAGGCUUGCCAUAACAAAAGGGUUGAAUACUUACUGACUCAAGACAUUUCAGCAUUUAAUAUUUUAUAGAUUUUCUACAAACAAAAUUCCACUUUGUCAUUAUGUGGUUGUGUGUGUGUGUGUAGAUCAGUGACAAAAUCUCAAUUUAAUCCAUUCUAAAUUCGGGCUAUAACAAAACCGAAUGUGGAAAAAGUAAAGGGGUGUGAAUAAUUUCUGAAGGCACUGUAGGAGGAAGGGUGGAGAUGGGGAUUGAACCCCAGUCUCCGGUGGGGGAGGUGCUUGUGCAGGGAGUGUUACACAUUCAACUACGGCUCUGCACAUUUCAAAUCACUUUUAUGAAUAUCGAUCAUGAACACCUCCACUUAGCUAAUACAAUACUCAUCGGAUUCAUUUUUUUGGGGUCCAAUUUCAGGAUACCUCAAGGGAAAAAACAGGUCUCUGCAAGUGAGAGACUCACAAUCUAUUUCCACGCUGUCCUCUCGAAGGAUUUCAAGCUAAACCCGGACGAGGACCGCAUCUUCAUCAGGGCUGGGGGGAACAUUGGGACCUGGGAUAAAGAUACAGUUGAGCUCACUGUGUCUAGGUAGGUUUUUAUAUACAUGUAUCAGAUGUAUCAGCUGUCAAGACAGUUUAGCCAAAUAUGUUGAAUAUGUAUUCAAUUUAAACCUGCUUAUAAUGUUCAACAUUGUUCCCAUCUUUCUCACAUAGAAAACAACAGACUCGUGUUGGGGGUUACAUGUAUAUGAUAUAUAACAGACGAUAAACCAAUGCAUUGUCUCUACAGGAAUCUUGGAGAGCAUGGGUUCCUAGUCGAAGGGAGCUUGAUCACAAGCAAAUCUAAUGCAACCGUGUCCAUACCAUACAAGUACCUUGUCUACAAGAAUAAAAAGCAAAAGUACGAGUAUGAGUACAUAUACAAACUGGAUUCUACCCACCCCACCACCAACAGAUGUCUUUUUGUCAAAUCCCAUCUGCUUAAUGAAGAAGGUUGGUGCAGUUGCUAUAACAAUUUCUAUAGCAGUUCUUGAUUGUAAGUCACUGAUUUUAAAAUGUUCCAUUUACUACAUGUAAGUUCAAAACGUUGUUGAUUUUUAUCAUGCAUCUACAGUGAGGGGGAAAAAAGUAUUUGAUCCCCUGCUGAUUUUGUACUUUUGCCCACUGACAAAGAAAUGAUCAGUCUAUAAUUUUAAUGGUAGGUUUAUUUGAACAGUGAGAGACAGAAUAACAACAAAAAAAUCCAGAAAAACGCAUGUCAAAAAUGUUAUAAAUUGAUUUGCAUUUUAAUGAGGGAAAUAAGUAUUUGACCCCUCUGCAAAACAUGACUUAGUACUUGGUGGCAAAACCCUUGUUGGCAAUCAGAGGUCAGACGUUUCUUGUAGUUGGCCACCAGGUUUGCACACAUCUCAGGAGGGAUUUUGUCCCACUCCUCUUUGCAGAUCUUCUCCAAGUCAUUAAGGUUUCGAGGCUGACGUUUGGCAACUCAAACCUUCAGCUCCCUCCACAGAUCUUCUAUGGGAUUAAGGUCUGGAGACUGGCUAGGCCACUCCAGGACCUUAAUGUGCUUCUUCUUGAGCCACUCCUUUGUUGCCUUGGCCGUGUGUUUUGGGUCAUUGUCAUGCUGGAAUACCCAUCCACAACCCAUUUUCAAUGCCCUGGCUGAGGGAAGGAGGUUCUCAACCAAGAUUUGACGGUACAUCGUCCCUUUGAUGCGGUGAAGUUGUCCUGUCCCCUUAGCAGAAAAACACCCCCAAAGCAUAAUGUUUCCACCUCCAUGUUUGACGGUGGGGAUGGUGUUCUUGGGGUCAUAGGCAGCAUUCCUCCUCCUCCAAACACGGUGAGUUGAGUUGAUGCCAAAGAGCUCGAUUUUGGUCUCAUCUGACCACAACACUUUCACCCAGUUCUCUUCUGAAUCAUUCAGAUGUUCAUUUGCAAACUUCAGACGGGCAUGUAUAUGUGCUUUCUUGAACAGGGGGACCUUGCGGGCGCUGCAGGAUUUCAGUCCUUCACGGCGUAGAGUGUUACCAAUUGUUUUCUUGGUGACUAUGGUCCCAGCUGCCUUGAGAUCAUUGACAAGAUCCUCCCGUGUAGUUCUGGGCUGAUUCCUCACUGUUCUCAUGAUCAUUGCAACUCCACGAGGUGAGAUCUUGCAUGGAGCCCCAGGCCGAGGGAGAUUGACAGUUCUUUUGUGUUUCUUCCAUUUGCGAAUAAUCGCACCAACUGUUGUCACCUUCUCACGAAGCUGCUUGGCGAUGGUCUUGUAGCCCAUUCCAGCCUUGUGUAGGUCUACAAUCUUGUCCCUGACAUCCUUGGAGAGCUCUUUGGUCUUGGCCAUGGUGGAGAGUUUGGAAUCUGAUUGAUUGAGAGGGGGUCAAAUACUUAUUUCCUUCAAUAAAAUGCAAAUCAAUUUAGAACAUUUUUGACAUGCGUUUUUCUGGAUUUCUUUGUUGUUAUUCUGUCUCUCACUGUUCAAAUAAACCUACCAUUAAAAUUAUAGACUGAUCAUUUCUUUGUCAGUGGGCAAACGUACAAAAUCAGCAGGGGAUCAAAUACUUUUUUCCCACACUGUAUUUGGUACUGCUCGUCUAUUUUGUUCAAACACUGUUUUACAUGUGAGGAAAUUGUCUAAAAUGUAUGCAAAUAUCAUAUUAAACAUUGAUUUUGGUUGGUUUCAGGGGACUGGCAUCAGUAUGAUGACAUCAUCUGUGUGGAGCCAUCCAAGAAUAUGCUCAAACGGCUAAAAGACGUUUUAUGGCCGGAACAAAGGAAAAGUGUCAUCGAAGGCCGAGAAAUCGCAGGGAAGGUUAUGCUAGAGAGUAUCUUUGACCUCCUCAGGAGCUGGACUGACAUUAACCUCAAGAGUUUCCUCAAUCAGCUGAAUCAGUUUUACCAGAUCUACGGGAACCCGUUUGUCUAUGAGGAGACACACAAGAAAUGGUUCUCCUUAGACUACGACGAAAAAGAUGUAAGUGAAGUUCUAAAUGUCACACAGGCUCAGGAACUAAAUGUCACACAGGCUCAAGACCCACCUCUUCACCCUGGCCUAGACGUUUCCCCCCUGUUUGGCUUUUGCUUGUUUUGCUGUCUCCUGCCCUGCCUCCCUUCUAAUUUAUCCCAGUUAUUUUGUUGCUGUUAGAAGUGAAAUUCACUGUGUCUAUUUGCUUGACUUGUAGAAAAGAUGACACCCAAUAAAUGUGCAGACUCUGCACAAUGUUGUAAAUGUAUAGAGGUAAUAUUGUGUGUGGGAGUUAUGAUUUGCUGUUGUUUUUUCACAUGUAUUUUCCAUUUGGUUGUCUUAUUGUACGUUUCUUUUGUAUAUGGAAGGGAAAAGCAAAUGGAUGAGUGUUGAGUUGCAGUGUGCAGCCAUCCCCAAAACAAGUCUGUUAACAUUCACUGUUUGUUCUGCCUCCCCAAGGUCAGGAAGCUGCUGAAGCAGUUCAUGCUGGACAGCGUUGUUCCUCAGCUGCAGAAGGAGGGUGAGGGGAAGAGUUGCUUCAUCCAGGACCCCAUGAGGGCAGCUGUGGUCAUGCUGUACGUGUGGAAGCAGUACGGCCUCAAGCUGGACCAUGGAGAGUCCACCCGGCUCUGCACUGCCCUGUGCCUGCCCAAGCUGCCCAAAGACUCCUUCCUGCAGUACUGGACUGACUUCUCCCAAGCCGUCUCAGGUCUCAAAAAGUGGGUUUUGGCGUCAGGAUUUCUGCUUAUUUUUUUCUGCCUAUUGCAGACACUGAUUAUUGUAUGUUUUUAUACAAGAUGUAAUCAUUUGUAUUAGUCUGAAACUGAGUAAUAUAUUUGAUACACGUUUUCUCAAAACAGUUUCUAACAGGAAGUGUUUGACAGCAGUACAUGUUAGGGGAUGAGUUCUCAUGAUUUUUUUUGUGGACAAAGAAAUGCUGAUGUAUUUCUUUUUGUGUGAAAAACAACCUGCUGUAUUUCUCUCCUGACCAGCUUGCCAGACAUGUUGGUGGCUCUGAUCAACAGUGUGAAGACUGAAGGGCCCAGGUGGAUUUUGGUGCUCCCCCUGCUCCACCUCCUCAAGGGAUCCUCCAAACCGUUCGCACCCAUAUCUACCACUGUCACCCCCAAGUACGAGCAGUCCUGGGCGGGCCUCCAAGGCCUCAAAGCGGGCAACAUGACACUCAACAGCCAGGACAGGAGGUACAUGACUUCUAUUCUCCUCGUCGUAUUAGAAAAUCAUUCUUAUUGUCUCACUAGAUUAUGCUAAAGGUUUGGCCUUUCGCAAUUACAGUGGGGAAAAAAAGUAUUUAGUCAGCCACCAAUUGUGCAAGUUCUCCCACUUAAAAAGAUGAGAGAGGCCUGUAAUUUUCAUCAUAAGUACACGUCAACUAUGACAGACAAAUUGAGAAAAAAAAAUCCAGAAAAUCACAUUGUAGGAUUUUUAAUGAAUUUAUUUGCAAAUUAUGGUGGAAAAUAAGUAUUUGGUCACCUACAAACAAGCAAGAUUUCUGGCUCUCACAGACCUGUAGCUUCUUCUUUAAGAGGCUCCUCUGUCCUCCACUCGUUACCUGUAUUAAUGGCACCUGUUUGAACUUGUUAUCAGUAUAAAAGACACCUGUCCACAACCUCAAACAGUCACACUCCAAACUCCACUAUGGCCAAGACCAAAGAGCUGUCAAAGGACACCAGAAACAAAAUUGUAGACCUGCACCAGGCUGGGAAGACUGAAUCUGCAAUAGGUAAGCAGCUUGGUUUGAAGAAAUCAACUGUGGGAUCAAUUUAUUAGGAAAUGGAAGACAUACAAGACCACUGAUAAUCUCCCUCGAUCUGGGGCUCCACGCAAGAUCUCACCCCGUGGGGUCAAAACGAUCACAAGAACGGUGAGCAAAAAUCCCAGAACCACACGGGGGGACCUAGUGAAUGACCUGCAGAGAGCUGGGACCAAAGUAACAAAGCCUACCAUCAGUAACACACUACGCCGCCAGGGACUCAAAUCCUGCAGUGCCAGACGUGUCCCCCUGCUUAAGCCAGUACAUGUCCAGGCCCGUCUGAAGUUUGCUAGAGUGCAUUUGGAUGAUCCAGAAGAGGAUUGGGAGAAUGUCAUAUGGUCAGAUGAAACCAAAAUAGAACUUUUUGGUUAAAACUAAACUUGUCGUGUUUGGAGGACAAAGAAUGCUGAGUUGCAUCCAAAAAACACCAUACCUACUGUGAAACAUGGGGGUGGAAACAUCAUGCUUUGGGGCUGUUUUUCUGCAAAGGGACCAGGACGACUGAUCCGUGUAAAGGAAAGAAUGAAUGGGGCCAUGUAUCGUGAGAUUUUGAGUGAAAACCUCCUUCCAUCAGCAAGGGCAUUGAAGAUGAAACGUGGCUGGGUCUUUCAGCAUGACAAUGAUCCCAAACACACCGCCCGGGCAACGAAGGAGUGGCUUCGUAAGAAGCAUUUCAAGGUCCUGGAGUGGCCUAGCCAGUCUCCAGAUCUCAACCCCAUAGAACAUCUUUGGAGGGAGUUGAAAGUCCGUGUUGCCCAGCGACAGCCCCAAAACAUCACUGCUCUAGAGGAGAUCUGCAUGGAGGAAUGGGCCAAAAUACCAGCAACAGUGUGUGAAAACCUUGUGAAGACUUACAGAAAACAUUUGACCUGUGUCAUUGCCAACAAAGGGUAUAUAACAAAGUAUUGAGAAACUUUUGUUAUUGACCAAAUACUUUUUUUCCACCAUAAUUUGCAAAUAAAUUCAUAAAAAAUCCUACAAUGUGUUUUUCUGGAAUUUUUUUCCUCAUUUUGUCUGUCAUAGUUGACAUGUACCUAUGAUGAAAAUUACAGGCCUCUCUCAUCUUUUUAAGUGGGAGAACUUGCACAAUUGGUGGCUGACUAAAUACUUUUUUUCCCCACUGUAUCUUCUGUUCCUUUUUUGGUAAACGAACAAAGAAACAAAAUUCCCUCUAGAAAUGAAUAUUUUAAACCUAAGAAUUCUAGGGCACUGCAUCCUAGAGAUCCUGGUUCAAGGCCAGGCUCUGUCGCAGCCGGCCGCGACCGGGAGACCAAUGGGCGGCGCACAAUUGGUCCAGCGUCGUCCAAUGUAGGGGAGGGUUUGGCCGGCAGGGAUGUGGGUUCGUUUCCCACGGGGGGCCAGUAUGGAAAACAAACAAAACAAACAAAAAAACAUGUAUGCAUUCACUAACUGUAAGUCGCUCUGGAUAAGAGCGUCUGCUAAAUGACAAAAAUGUAAAUGUAAUAGAUACAUACAUACAGUGCCGUCGGAAAGUAUUCAGACCCCUUGACUUUUUCCACAUUUAGUUACAGCCUUACUCUAAAAUUGAUUUUAAAAAUCCUCCGCAAUCUACACACAAUACCCCAUAAUGACAAAGCAAAAACAGGUUUUUAGAAAUGUUUGCAAACUAUGGGUUAUUUUUAUUAUUUAAUCAAUUUUAGAAUAAGGCUGUAACGUAACAAAAUGUGGAAAAAGUGAAGGGGUCUGAAUACUUUCCGAAGGCACUGUAUAUAAUAUAUUAUUUUUUAUAUAUGAAUUGGUGAUCUCUGAUAUCCCUUCUUUUUCCACUCCUUUUUUCCCUCUGUUUUUAGAGCGAUGUUGAAUCUCAUGAAAAACAACGGCCAUCUGGUGGAGAUGGACAGACUAGUGUCUCGGUCCUGGAUGUGUCUGCUGCCCAUAGAGGACUUGAUGGAAUGCAGCGUCCUCAUCAACGUGGAACUGCUGGACCUGCUCCAUGUCUUCACUCUGAGGGCCCCUCAGGAUGUCACCUAUAGCAACAACCAGGUGAGCUGGACCCUAGUUUCCCCCCUAACUACAGUGCCUACAGAAAGUAUUCACACCCCUUGACUUACUCCACAUUUUGUUGUGUUACAAAGUGGGAUUAAAAUGGAUUUACUUGUCAUUUUUUGUUAACGAUCUACACAAAAUACUCUGUCAGUGGAAGAAAAAUUUGAACAUUUGUACAAUAAAAUUAAAUAAAUUAAACACUAUCUUGAUUGAUAAGUAUUAAACCCUCUGAGUCAAUACAUGUUAGAAUCACUUUUGGCAGUGAUUACAGCUGUGAGUCUUUCUGGGUAAGUCUCUAAGAGCUUUCCACACCUGGUUUGUGCAACAUUAACCCAUUUAGUAUUUUCAAGAUUCUUCAAGCUCUGUCAAAUCUGUUGUUGAUCAUUGCUAGACAACCAUUUUCAGGUCUUGCAAUAGAUUUUCAAGUAGAUUUAAGUCAAAACUGUAACUCGGCCACUCAGGAACAUUCACUGUCUUCUUGGUAAGCAACUCCAGUGUAGAUUUGGCCUUGUGUUUUAGGCUAUUGUCCUGCUGAAAGGUGAACUGAACCAGGUUUUCCUCGAGGAUUUUGCCUGUGCUCCGCUCCAUUCCAUUUCAGCUGAUUAUUUCAACUGAUUUUUAAGCAAAUUAUUACUCCUUAAUGUAUUUAGGCUUGCCAUAACAAAAAGGUUGAGUACUUAUUGACUCAAGACAUUUCAGCUUUUUAUUUUUAAUCAAUUAGUAAAACAUUUGAAAAACAGAAUUCCACUUUGAUAUUAUGGGGUAUUCUGUGUAGGCCAGUGACAAUCUGAAUCUUAAAUUCAGGCUGUAACACAACAAAACGUGGAAAAAGUCAAGAGGUGUAUGUACUUUCUGAAGGCACAGUAUGUAAAGCGCAUUGAGCAGCUGGUAAACGUACUAUAUAGCUAAAUCCAAUCAGUUGUUAUUAUAACUAGUUGAAUAACUAAUACACUGUAGGAGUGGGCUAUGGUAGUUUAGUGGUCUUAGUCGCUUACUCCAGAACAUACGUGUGUGUGUGUACAGUACCAGUCAAAGGUUUGGACACACCUACGCAUUCAAGGGUUUUCUUUAUUUUUACUAUUUUCUACAUUGUGGAAUAAUAGUUAAGACAUCUAAACUAUGAAAUAACAAAUAUGGAAUGAUGUAGUAACCAAAAAAAGUGUUAAACAAAUCAAAAUAUAUUUUAUAUUUGAGAUUCUUCAAAGUAGCCACCCUUUGCCUUGAUGACAGCUUUGCACACUCUUGGCAUUCUCUCAACCAGAUUCAUCUGGAAUACUUUUCGAACCGUUUUGAAGGAGUUCCCACAUAUUUUGAGCACUUGUUGGCUGCUUUUCCUUCACUCUGCCGUCCGAUUCAUCCCAAACCAUCUCAAUUGGGUUGAGGUCGGGGGAUUGUGGAGACCAGGUCAUCUGAUGCAGCACUCCAUUACUCUCCUUCUUGGUAAAAUAGCCCUUACACAGCCUGGAGGUGUGUUGGGUCAUUGUCCUGUUAAAAAACACAUUUCCGAGGCUGGUAACUCUAAUGAACUUAUCCUCUGCAGCAGAGGUAACUCUGGGUCUUCCAUUCCUGUGGCGGUCCUCAUGAGAGCCAGUUUCAUCAUAGCGAUUGAUGGUCUUUGCGACUGCACUUGAAUAAAUAUUCCGGAUUGACUGACCUUCAUGUCUUAAAGUAAUGAUGGACUGUCGUUUCUUUUUGUUUGUUUGAGCUGUUCUUGCCAUAAUAUGGACUUGGUCUUUUACCAAAUAGGGCUAUCUUCUGUAUACCUUGUCACAACACAACUGAUUGGCUCAAACGCAUUAAGAAGGAAAGAAAUUCCACAAAUUAACUUUUAAGAAGGCACACCUGUUAAUUGAAAUGCAUUCCAGGUGACUACCUCAUGAAACUGGUUGAGAUAAUGCCAAGAGUGUGCAAAGCUGUCAUCAAGGCAAAGAGUGGCUAUUUGAAGAAUCUCAAAUAUAAAAUAUAUAUUUGGAUUUGUUUAACACUUUUUUGGUUACUGCAUGAUUCCAUAUGUGUUUAUUUCAUGGUUUUGAUAUCUUCACUAUUAUUCUACAAUGUAAAAAAUAGGAAAAAUAAAGAAAAAUCCUUGAAUGAGUAGGUGUGUCCAAACUUUUGACUGGUUGCAGCACACUCUCUCCUCUAUCUUUCCUAUCUCUGUAUCCUAGCCAAUAAACCCAGAAUGUUUUUAAAAGUAUUAUACAGCAUUCAACUUGUUAUUAACUUUAACAAUGUGUUUUUUUUCUGCCCUGCAGUAUGUGUCGGACACUCUCUCAUACAUUCAAAGCAAUCUCAUCGAGGAGAAAUACAGGUGAUUGACUUACUGAACCUAAUUUGGUUCACUCGUUUCCUUCUGAUCUUUGAUGAUAGUUAUCGUAAAACAUGUUUCUUGUGGUUGCAGUUGUUUUAGUGAGGCGUAUGGCAGAGAGUGCUUGUCAACUGCAGUGAAACUACUUGAGAAGAUCUGCAGAGGAGUACGAUCGACUUCUACAUACACUCAGAACUUCACAGACAUCCCUGUGGCAUGCAUGAACAUGGUUGUCUCCGUAUCUGAGUUUGCCCGGACCUUUGAGUCACAGGUAUGUGGAGUUCAAGUAUCAAAUGUCUGAUAACUCAUUUAGACUUUGCCCUAGAAAAGCGGUUGGCCAUCAUAUUAUCAUGAUACAUAGGUGCCGAUAUGAUAUGUAUUGCGAUUCUAUAUGUACAGUGCAUUCGGAAAGUAUUCAGACCCCUUCACUUUUUCCACAUUUUGUUACGUUACAGCCUUAUUCUAAAAUGGAUUAAAUACACAUUUUUCCUCAUCAAUCUCCACACAAUACCCCAUAAUGAGAACGCGAAAACAGGUUUUUUGAAAUGUUUGCAAAUUAAUAAAAAACAGAAAUACCUUAUUUACAAAUGUAUUCAGACCCUUUGCAAUGAGACUCGAAAUUGAGCUCAGGUUCAUCCUGUUUCCAUUGAUCAUCCUUGAUGUUUCUACAACUUGAUUGGAGUCCACCUGUGGUAAAUUCAAUUGAUUGGACAUUAUUUUGAAAGUCACACACCUGUCUAUAUAAGGUCCCACAGUUGACAGUGCAUGUCAGAGCAAAAACCAAGCCAUGAGGUCGAAGGAAUUGUCCGUAGAGCUCUGAGACAGGAUUGUGUCGAGGCACAGAUCUGGGGAAGGGUACCAAAAAAUGUCUGCAGCAUUGAAGGUCCCUAAGAACACAGUGGCCUCCAUCAUUCUUAAAUGGAAGAAGUUUGGAACCACCAAGACCCUUCCUAGAGCUGGCCGCCCAGCCAAACUGAGCGAUCGGGGGAUAAGGGCCUUGGUCAGAGAGGUGACCAAGAACCCAAUGGUCACUCUGACAGAGCUCCAGAGUUCCUUUGUUGAGAUGGGAGAAUCUUCCAGAAGGACAACCAUCUCUGCAGCAUUCCACCAAUCAGGCCUUUAUGGUAGAGUGGCCAGACGGAAGCCACUCCUCAGUAAAAGGCACAUGAUGCCAAAAGGCACCUGAAGGACUCUCAGACCAUGAAAAACAAGAUUCUCUGGUCUGAGAUUGAACUCUUUAGCCUGAAUGCCAAGCGUCACGUCUGGAGGAAACCUGGCACCAUCCCUUUGGUGAAGCAUGUUGGUGGCAGCAUCAUGCUGUGGGGAUGUUUUUCAGCGGCAGGGACUGGGAGACUAGUCAGAAUCGAGGGAAAGAUGAACAGAGCAAAGUACAUAGAGAUUCUUGAUGAAAACCUGCUCCAGAGUGCUCAGGACCUCAGACUGGGGCAACGGUUCACCUUCCAACAGGACAGCGACCCUGAGCAUACAGCCAAGACAACGCAGGAGUGACUUCAGGACAAGUCUCUGAAUGUCCAGCCAGAGCCCGGACUUGAACCCGAUCAAACAUCUCUGGAGAGACCUGAAAAUAGCUGUGCUGCGACGCUCCACAUCCAGCCUGACAGAGUUUGAGAGGAUCUGCAGAGAAGAAUGCAAGAAACUCCCCAAAUACAGGUGUGCCAAACUUGUAACGUCAUACCCAAGAAGACGCGAGGCUGUAAUCGCUGCUAAAGGUGCUUCAACAAAGUACUUAGUAAAGGGUCUGAAUACUUAUGUAAAUGUGAUAUUUCAGGUUUUUAUUAUUAAUACAUUUGCAAACAAUUCUAAAAACCUAUUUUUGCUUUGUCAUUAUGGGGUAUUGUGUGUAGAUUGAUGAUGGGAAAACAACAAUUUAAUCAAUUUUAGAAUAGGGCUGUAACGUAACAAAAUGUGGAAAAAGUGAAGGGGUCUGAAUACUUUCCGAAUGCACUGUAUCAUUAUUCUUUAUUGCGAUUCAAUGUUCCAAACAUAUUGCUCUCUAUAUGUCUGCUUCAGAGAGACGAGAGAUCAUUGAAAAUAAAAGUGCUGAAAACAUGUUGGUUCACUAUUUUAAAAGAAGAUAGAGAACAUGCUAUAGAAGGAGAAAUAUCAGCGUUUUGGCGCAUGUACAGCCGACUAGUUCAGACCAUAGAAAAACAAUUACUAGAAGGGACAUUCCCCUUUAAGUCCAUUUUCUGUGAUGGGUGGACCGGCGGCCAUAUUGAGUGCUCCCAUGAGUGUUCCUGUCAAAUUGCUAUGGUAUGAGGGGCUUUCUAGUAAUCAGAUCGCUAUGGUUGAGACAUUUUCCAAAAAUGAUUAAAAUAACUUACCAUUCCUUUCAAGGCAACUAAGGAUGUGGAAAGGGAGCAUAUGCAUGCCAAAGAGCUGGAGCUGCUGUCUGAGGCGAUGGUGAUCGUCAGAUCCUGGAUCGGCCAAACCUUCAGAGAUCGGUUGCUGGGCAGGGGUGCAUCCACCUUGUACCUCAGCGUCCAUGUUACCACAGAGAUUGAGGUGAACAUUUUAUAUUUUUGUUGUGCAAAUCAGAACGUUGAAUUUUUCCUUUUUUUUGUUGUAGUGCUGUGUCUGUUUUUUUUGACUAAUUGUGUUCUUUAUUUUUUGCCACGACUCACAGAUGUGGAACAACAUAAUCUCUCUCAAGUUCGCCAAUGACGAUUUCACAAAGGAAUGGAGACAAACGUUCACUAGGGACUUGGAGGGCAAACUGAAACGGGUAUGAAACUGCCACAUAUACAGUAGAAUUGAGAACUGACUGAAAUAUCCAUUGGUGAAAUGGCUGACAUACCUUUUCCACAUUUCUAGGAGUCUCCCCUGGAUCAGAUAGAGAUCUACUGUUCCCAGAUGGAGGUCCUGAAUGAAUCUCACCCUCACGUGGCCAGGAGUAUCGAGAAAUGUGCCUUGGAAGCUGUCACCUCACUGUGUCAGGUCAGUAGACUCGUGGUAACACUUUACUUAAAUACAGAUUUAAUAUAUAAUUACCUUUUUAUAAGUAGGUAUGAACCCAUAUAACAUUUUAUACAUGUUAUGCCUUUAUGACACUCAACCGCUUCUGAAUUAAAUGGAAAAUAAACCUUGAUGAAGAAGUUGGCUAAGACAUAUGCCUAAUCUCUUAUUUUAGUAAUUCAUAUACUGUAUGAAUCUCAAUCUCUUCAAUAUUUUUUCUUCUCACACAGAGCAAGUCCGAGGGUAAACUCUUUGACCGGUUCAGGAUCAACUGGAAGUUUGGCAAACUCAUCUCAGCUAUCAUCCAGAAGUCCUGGCCGAGAAACGAGCGUGGGGAUUACCACGAAGAAGACGAGGUGGUCUUUCAACAUCUGCUCUCCUGGACAGCUGCUAAGAACAUCUUCCAGCUACAUGGUACUUCCAUCAGUCUAUUUACUGUUCUUCAAUCAGUCUAUUUAAUGGACCUGUUUUAGUGUAUGUUACGAUUGCAUGAUGUUUUUGGCUGCCGUAUGGUGCCGCAAACAAAGACUCUCCACUUCUGGCGGUCUUUGGCCAUCACUGUGUCCCAGACCUGGUGAAGUUUUUGGAGCUCAAAUGUAUGUUGUGUUAUAAGAGUUUUUGUGAUCUCAGUGGUUUAAAAUGGAGUCCUGUAACUGUCUCACGCAUUUAACCCACCUUGUUUCAGUAUUCAGUGUGCUGCUUUUACCCCAUAUUGUAAUGUAAAUCGUAUGUGGUUUUAGGUUGCAGAUGAAAAGCUGAUUGACCAGCUCUCUGAAGAAGCCAGGGAAAGGAUGGCUGUAGCUAUCUCAUCCUUCACUGCCAUCUCCAAUCAGCUGGUCCACGGAAACAUCCGGAUCAAACUGCUCAACUCCGUCUUGGAGAAGAGGGAUACUUUCACAGAGCUGCUGAAAAUAGGUAAUGGAAGGUUGUGCUUUGUUGGGUUGAAAACGUUCCUUACGUUUCCAGCUUUUUCAGAAAUCCUGGUUGGAAGAUUCUUUCAACUGGGAAUUCCCCAACCGGGUAUAAAAUAUAUAGAGAACUUUUGGAACGUUUCCAUAAUUUUGCAACCCAAGUUCUUUGUUCAUAUGAAAGGAUUUCAUAAUAUUGUUAAAGGCUGUCUUUUUUAAAUCAUCUUAGUGCUUGCUGUUUGCUUAUGAAAUGUGUAUUUCGAUCUCGAUGCAGACUGUCUUUCUGAGAAUGAGCGCUACAAGGACAGCGCCCCCAUGAAAAGGCUGCUACUGUGUAGGCAGGAGGAGGUGAAUGCUGUCUACCAUGAGAAGGAGCUGGUGGAAGUCCUGCUUACCAUGAGCCGCAAACUACAGGAACAUGUCAUAGGUAGGGGUGUGUGCUGCUAAGCAGAUCUGUGAAUGUGUUUGAAAAGUCAUGGGUGAAUGAAAGUCAAAUCUUUCCAGGGAAGGUUGUGUUUGGUUGGUCUGAACAGUGAUCCUAAUAAUGUUCAUGCUUUAUCCCUCUAUGUCGCAGUUGACUUUGAAGGCUUGGAAGAGAGACUACAGACCAACAUCGAGGCCAUGACCCUGGACCAAUUCAUGGAGGUCCAUCCGUUUGACCAGCUCUCCUCUCCGAUGGCCGGUGUGGUCACCUUCUUCGAACUCGAUGACGACGUGAGAGAGAUGGCAGGGGUUCUGCACACAUUCAAAGACAGCUACAUCUUCAAGUUGUGCUGGGAGAAACAGGCCCAAGACCUUGCCAGGAGAGAUGGAUAUGACGAAGACCAUGAAGAACCGGCGGAAUCGGUCGACUACUUCGUAGGACCAGUCGAAAUACACAGCGAUAUUUUUCUGCCUUGCUAUGCUAAGUACGUUGAGAUCUACAAAUGCCUGAAGAACGGCAGCCUUCUGCUCGAAGAGGUCGAUACUCUCUUCAAGGCCUACAGAGGCAAGUACGAAGAGCUGGCUCAGGACUUGGAUAUCAUGUGCAGAAACGACAAGUCGGAUAACAAACAGUGGAUCCAAAGAAGGGUGCAGCAGAUUGAGCAGUACCACGAGCUUCACCUGGCUGUGGAGUCGGCUCAGGUCAUCAUGCUGGUCAAGCAGACUCUGAACCUUCAAGGCAACUUCCAAGUCCUGCAGACACUGCUUGAAGUUGUGAGUUGGUGUGAAUUGCUGUUUCAUUUAUUUGUUGUCACUGGUUUAAAACAAAUGUCUACCUCUUUUCUGCACAUUCACUGACAUAGCUAGGCAGCUAGUGUCCUGACGUGACUUACUUUAAUGUAUGAUUGUUAUUUAUCGAAUCACCUAUCUAUGUUUAAUUGUUACUCGAUUCAAUUAAUAAUGUAACAAUUAACUCAUUAGGAAUUUGGGGCACCACGGAAUAAGUUGUUUAAUGAGUUACCAUCUCCCGAAUUAAACUCUUAGAAGAUAAAUAUGUUAUCGAUAAGUCACUUAUUAAAUAAUUACCUCUUAUCAGUCUCAUUCUGAAUGUCGCAUAAUCCUUGAACCUGCAAGAACCCUAACCUUAUUGAUGAAUCAGCAAUAUACAAAUUGGCUUAAUUAUUUAGUUACUAACUAACUAAAUAAUAACACAAUACAAACACACACAGGUUAUUGAUUACUAACGUAAUACAAUGAAAACAUGUCCCUAGUGGACUGGACUAACAAGUAGUACUGGUUAGAAUGGAUACUUCAGAUGUACCAGCGGUUGUCGGAGAGGGAUUGUCCUUCCCACUUCGUGUCUUUAGUGAAAGUUCUCUAGACGACUAUACAUGCCAGCUGCAGACUGAAAUGAUAAGGUCUAGUGCAUUGUCGUCUUCUUCACCUCGUGUAGAGGUUGAGAGUUUCAGAGUUUCUCCAUUUCAAACGUGUGGACAAUGUCUCACGUUUUCUGGUCUUUCUAGUCUAACCAUUUUGUAACGUGUAGCUUCAGCUUCACGCUUCUUGGUCUUGUAGAGUGUCAACUAUUUUAAGCCGUGGGGCUUACUGGUCUGGUAGAAAUUCAACCAUUUGCAAUGUUUGGCUCACACUUCACAUCUGCUGGCCUAAAGGUUGAUUUGUUUUUCAAGGCUUUUUAUGCACUCGGGGUAAAAGGGGCUUCCAUCAUGUUUACACGACUCUGAUGUCACUCGGGGCGUGAGUAGUCACUGUGCGUAGUUUAUAUGAAACGUAUGGGUGGUCCCGGGGAUCGAACCCACUACCCUGGCGUUACAAGCGCCAUGCUCUACCAAUUGAGCUACAGAGGACCACAACAAUCACAUGACCCACUUUUGGAUGUUGGAGUCUUAGCGGGAAGACUUCCUUUGUCUCACAGGGAAAUUCUUUCUUCCCAUACUAGAGACCAAAAGGAGUCCUUUUCUGCAAACUAUUUAUGACUGGCUGUUAAGUCAUAAAACUGGCCCCAAGGAAAGGGGGUGUUCAAACCUUUGCCUAGCAGGAAUGUUUGAUCCUCAACCUAUGAGGGCAAGUCAUGACACUAGUUACCUUGGUAAUAAACUUAUUCUAGCCAGCCAACCGUCCUAAGCUACCUCUCAAACAUAGAAAAUGUUAGCAAGUUUGCUUUUGCCAAUAGGCAACAUUGUAUCAGCUUUCUAGCUAGUUUACAAUAUAUACCAAAAAUGUACGUAUGUCCUGGCCACCACUGCCGAAAAUGACAGCGCUCGUCAAAUGUUGGUUUAACAAAUUAAUGCUAGCUAGCUAACAAACUGCAUUGCGCCGACAUUGCACUGCACUUGAAUUAAAAAAAGGUAAUUUAUGUUUGAGCUGACACCCGUGGCGUUUACCAUUAAAUAUUAUCUUGCAGAAUGUCAAGGACAUUGUCAGGUACGUUGUCGGCGCAGUGUGAUCUGUUUGAAUCCCGACCAAAGUUAUCUGAAGCUAACAUUGCCAGGAUGUGUGUUCGGUUUUCUGUAUGAUAUGGAACGUUAAUAAGGCAUUUUGGCUGGAACUACACUGUAUUAAACCUUCAGCCAAUCAGAACCAAGUAGUGGUAUAACAAACAAUACUCAAACAAUUCGGUGUUUCUCUGUUGUCAGACGCAUGAGGACUUUAAGAGGGAGCACCUAGAUCGUAUUGACAACGACCUGAUGCAGACAAAGCUGGUUCUGGUGGACAUCACAGAGCCCCGCAGACUGUGCCUCCAGGAGCUCGGCCUCAGGAAAAACUUUGUCAUCUGGGUUAAAGAGGCUCUUGAAGGUAAAUUGGCUGAUGGAGUAUCAUCUGGGUUAAAGAAGCUUUGUUUGAAUAACCUGUCAGUAAUCAGUCACUAACUGUAUCUAUUGAAAAUAGAUAGUCACAUGUUUCAUGUGAUUAUCAUGAGGUCUCAUCAUGUUAUUUGUUAUUCUGUAUCCAAACUGCUUGUCUGCAAAUUACCCAUUGUGGGAUAAAUGUAGUGCUAUUGAAUUGGAUUAAUCAAUCUGUUGUGCAUUAUUCCAGAUAUAAACGAGCUUAAAGUGUUUGUUGACCUGGCCUCCAUCUCUGCUGGGGAGAAUGACCUCGACGUGGACCGUGUGGCCUGUUUCCACGACGCCGUCCUGGGUUACUCCCCGAUGCUGUACGAACUGAAGCCAGACUCCGGUUUUCAGGCCUUCAAGGAGGUGCUGAAGAAGCUGUGGAGGGCAUUGGACAAUGACAACAACCUCCCAAAGAAGCUGGUGAGAGUUUUUUUAUGAUAUUUAACUUAUUUUCAACCUACCUUAAAUAAGCCAAAACUUCAAAAAGUGAACUAUCCCUUUAAAAGUGGAAACUACCUGACUGUGAAUGUCCUUAUUGCAGCGUGACACAGCGCGCCACCUUGAGUGGUUGAAGACUGUGAAGGACAGCCAUGGAUCUGUGGAACUAUCCUCUCUCUCCUUAGCAUCAGCCAUCAACAGUAAAGGAAUCUACAUAAUCAGUGCCCCGAACCAAAAGAAGGUAGGCCUGAACAAUAAGCCAUAGAAUAUACAGUUGUGUAACUUUUGAGUUUAUUUUCAAGAUGGUUGAAACUAUCAGCUGUUACUCAUGUUCAUUUUAGCCAGGACUUUGUUCCAACUGCUUACCUAUGCUUUGAAGUUCGGUUAAAACUUUUAGAAUGAAACUUCAGGGGAGUAGAAUAAUGAUGUCCUAGUUCUACAGUGCCAUGCUUCGACAGUAUUUUUGUCUGUUUGUCCUUCCAGUUGAGCCUGGACACGGCCCUGAAACUGCAGAUCCCAGAGGAGCACGACGAGGGCCAUGAGAUGCGCCGUUACUCCCUGGAGGACCUGAGGGAACUGCAGAACAAACUCAUGCUCAUGUCUGGGAAAGGGGACCAGGGCCAGUGUGAGGUGGACCAGUUUGCAGAGGUACUGUAGUCUUUCUGUCUCUGUGUCUUUCUCUUUAAUUUAACAUUUAUUUAACCAGGCAAGUCAGUUGAGGUUGAAGCCUCUUCUCUAAGGUGAGCUUGGUAAAUAUACUGCUAUGUUGUUUUAGUCAUAUAGUUAUAGCAGAGAGGAGCAUUUUGUAUGGGCCGUUACUCAUUUUGUAUGAGUGGCGCAGUGGUCUAAGGCACUGCAUCGCAGUGCUAACUGUGCCACUAGAGAUUCUGGUUCGAAUCCAGGCUCUGUCGCAGCCGGCCGCGACCGGGAGACUCAUGGGCGGCGCACAAUUGGCCCAGCGUCGUCCAGGGUAGGGGAGCGAAUGGCCGGCAGGGAUGUAGCUCAGUUGAUAGUGCAUGGCGUUUGCAACGCCAGGGUUGUGGGUUCGAUUCCCACGGGGGGCCAGUAUAAAAAAAUAUGUAUUCACUAACUGUAAGUCGCUCUGGAUAAGAGCGUCUGCUAAAUGACUAAAAUGUAAAUGUAAAAUGUAAAUAAAACAAGGAUUCACUUUGUUCUUUUCCUCAGGUUUUUGCCAGUGUCCAGAGGCUAGCUGUGGCAUUCAUUGCCCUGUUCACGGCUGGGAACCCCCUGUUCAGACACUGGGAGGCCAACAUCAACUGUAGUUCCCUCAGCCAAGACGCCGGGAUCAUCAUGGACUUCAACCUUGGCAGCAUUGUAAGUGUGAUUAUGGUGGAGGGCAGCAUUGUGGAGCAGCUUCCCGAGCUGUGCAGGAAGAUGGAGAAGUGUCUGAAGUACUGGAAUGACUUCAUGGACAAACAAAGAUCCCACAAUUACUACCUGAACUACUACACCGCUGAGCAGAUCGUAUACCUGUGCAGUAAGCUCACUCAGCAGAAUGUGUCGAAUUUGGAGGACCAAGUUCUCAUGAUGCUCUCCUUCGUCAAACCCAACUGCACGGCUUCUGAUCUUAGGCAAACCUGGCACACACUCCAAUACGAAAUCCUCACUAACCCACCUGAGCAAAAUGAGGACGUUGACUUCCAGACUUUUGUUGAGGUGCCGAGCAGUGCACAGGGAGGUCCAGAUUUCAUUAGAGAGUUUAAUCUCUCCUCAGACGAUCUUCCAAGUCUUGUGGAGCACAUUAGCGGCUCAGGAAAGUUGGACUUGAUGUGGAACGCCUACAUGAGAGACAUGAAGAGUUUCCUCCCAGACACUCUCGAUGUCCGAAGCUUUGGAAGACUGUUAGAAAUUCUGGCCAACAUAGGUGAUGAGAAUGAAGGAGACAUGACUGAUGAGAAUAAAGACCAAAGCAUUGAAAGACUGAUGCCCAAGGGCCUGGCUAUCGGAAGUCCAAACCUCAUAGUUUCCCCACACGACGAGAUCCUGACGGCUUGCAUCUCCAUUUACAUGAGCAGCAAACACGAGCCGCUGCCUACAUACGAUGAGGUCCUACUGUGCAGCUCCUCCAUGCCUUACGAGCAGGUGGAGCUGUUCCUCAGACGUUGCCUCACUGCCGGCUACAGAGGACAGAAGAUCUACACCAUGCUCUACGGAGAUCAGCUGAGCUACGACGUCAGCUCCAAAGUGGAGAGCUUUUUCCAGCGAAUCAAGAUGCAGAGCAGGAAGGACUACAGGCUUGUGAUCAUCUGCAGCUCGGACCGAGAGCAUGCUGCCUACCUUCCCUCGGCCUUCAGCCAGUACAGGUUACACAUGGUGCCCCAGGAACCCCUGAGCGGUAUCCAGAGAUACCUCAACAAACACUACACGGUUCCGUCAGAUCAGAGCAGUGCUGCUGCUGUGUUCAAGGACAGACUGUUUGUUGGAGUUGUGUCAUCCAGUAGAGCUGGAGUUGGUGAGUAUAUUUGUCCUUCAGUUUAUGUAUACUCUUUUGUUGAUCAUUGAAUUGGUGGUUUGAUAUAUCCUACUUAUCCGCUGGAUUUAUGCUCAAAAUAAUGACAUGUUCUUCACACUUUCAGGUAAGUCCCUUUACAUCAAGAGGCUGUAUGAAAAACUGAAACACUCCACCAAGAAGCCUUCACUGCUGAAAUGCAUCCGCUUGAUCGAGCCAAGGGUUGAUGAGAAUGUCAUUCUUCAGUCUCUGCUGAAUACCCCCAAGUCGAAAGAGCUCACCAUCUUCCACUUCGAUGUCACAUCUUCGGUAAAUAUACUGUAGCCUAUUUGUCAUUAUGACUUCCUUAGUGAUACUUUAACUAUUUUUGAUAGAAUGUUUAUCCAUGUAGAUUCGUUCUGUGAUAUUUUGAUGAAAUUUUUCUUUUUUUUUGUAUUUAUCAACAGGUGCAGAAAGGCCUCUAUGAGUUUCUCUUCAAACUGUUGGUCUUGGGAUAUUUGAUGGAUUCUGAGGGAAGGAUGUGGAAAUGCAGCAACAAGCAGCUUUACGUCAUUGAGAUCCUACAGUCAACAGGAAACUUGCCCAGAAAUGGCCCAAGAACGGUAAAUAUUUAGUUUCUUGGUGUUAAAUCCCAUACAUUUUGAUUGUGAUAAGAGAAAAAGCACACUCUCACUUUCGUUCUUCACACUUUAUUUCUUUACAGAAUGCAAGUGCCAAUUCCACAUUCCUGGAUGUGUUCCCAAAUGUCUUCUGCCGCCCACCAAAAGAGGUUCUAGAUCUGGAAAUGAGGAUGCUAGAAGACCCCUCCUUUGUAAAGCUUGAAGACCCAUUAAUGGAUGACCAAGAGUUCAGGAGUGAAGCGUACCAACGACCCUACCAGUAUCUGACGCGUUUCCAUAAUCACAUCGACCUGGACACCUUCAUGUACAAUGGAGUGGAAGGCACCUAUGUAGAAUGUCUACAGAUGCUCUUUAUGUUCUGUGGCAUAAUGGACCCAUCGUGGGCCGAGUUAAGGAAUUUCGCAUGGUUCCUAAACCUUCAACUACAAGACUGUGAGACAUCAGUCUUUUGUGAUGCCUCUUUCACCGGGGACACCCUCCAGGGUUUCAAGAACUUUGUGGUUGACUUCAUGAUUCUGAUGGCCAAGGACUUUGCCACUCCGUCCCUCAGCAUCUCUGAUCAGAGCCCCGGGAGGCAGCAAAUGGACCUGACUGGGGUCAGCGACGAAGACUUGGCUCCCUUCCGGAUCAGGAAGAGAUGGGAGUCAGAACCACAUCCGUACAUCUUCUUCAACGAUGACCAUGUGUCCAUGACCUUCAUUGGCUUCCAUCUUCAGCCCAACGAACAGAACUCUGUUGACGCCAUCGAUCCAUCCACAAGAAGGGUGAUCAAAAGAGACAUCAUGACCAGAGAGCUGUACGAGGGUCUGAAGCUACAGAGAGUCCCUUUCAACAUCGAUUUUGACCAACUGCCCAGAGGGGAGAAGAUUGAACGCCUUUGCAACGUCUUGGGAAUCCAGUGGCCUCUUGAUCCUGACGAAACGUAUGAGCUCACCACCGACAACAUACUGAAGAUGCUGGCCAUCCACAUGCGGUUCAGGUGUGGCAUCCCAGUCAUAAUCAUGGGGGAGACAGGCUGUGGGAAGACGAGGCUCAUUAAAUUCCUCUGUGAGCUUAGGAGGAGCGGAGUGGCCACGGAGAACAUGAAGCUAGUCAAAGUUCACGGUGGAACCAGCUCAGACAUGAUCUACACCAAAGUCCGGGAAGCAGAAGCCAUUGCGUUCACCAACAAACAAGAUUACGGCUUUGACUCUGUCCUCUUCUUUGACGAAGCCAACACCACGGAAGCCAUCAGCAGUAUCAAGGAAGUCCUCUGUGAUAAUACAGUGAAGGGAGAGUGUUUGGUGCCCCGUUGCGGCUUGCAGAUCAUCGCCGCGUGCAACCCUUACAGAAAACACACUGACGAGAUGAUUCAGAGGUUGGAGUCUGCUGGACUGGGAUAUCGAGUCAGAGCUGAAGAGACUGAUGAGAAGCUGGGCUCUAUCCCUCUCCGCCAGUUGGUGUACAGAGUCCAGGCCUUGCCCCCCAGCAUGAUACCUCUGGUGUGGGACUUUGGACAGCUCAACGAUCACACUGAAAAAAUUUACAUCCAGCAGAUUGUCCAGAGGGUGGUUGAGACCAACACGAUCGAUAUAGUGUACACCAGGUUGAUCGCGGAUGUCCUGUCUGCUUCGCAGAGGUACAUGCGGACAAGGAAAGACGAAUGUAGCUUCGUAAGUCUGAGGGACGUGGAACGUUGCAUGCAAGCUUUUGUGUGGUUCUACAAAAACCAUGCGAUGCUGCUUGCUGAGCUAAAUCAGUAUCAGAGAAAUCAAAACGCUGAGAGGAACAAGAGGGAGCCAGAAGCAAGAGACCCAGUCUUGUGGUCUGUAGUGAUGGCUCUGGGAGUAUGCUACCACGCCUGCUUGGAAAACAAGGACAAGUACAGACAGAGAAUCUGCAAAUACCUCACUGAAACCUACACCCCAUUCAAAGUGAUGCAGGAGAUCUCCCUCAUGCAGGAUCUCCUUCUGAGCGGAGUGCCCCUGGGCGAAACUAUUGCACGAAACAACGCUCUGAAAGAGAAUGUCUUCAUGAUGGUGGUCUGUAUAGAGCUGAGAAUCCCCCUGUUCUUGGUGGGGAAACCUGGGAGUUCAAAAUCUCUGUCUAAAACCUUGGUGGCAGACGCCAUGCAGGGCCAAGCCGCACACUCUGACCUCUACAAAAGGCUGAAGCAAAUUCACCUGGUGUCCUUCCAGUGCAGCCCUCACUCCACACCAGAGGGCAUCAUCAACACGUUCAAACAAUGUGGUCGCUUCCAGGAGGGGAAGAACCUGAAGGAGUAUAUAUCUGUGGUGGUGCUGGAUGAGAUUGGCUUGGCCGAGGAUUCUCCCAAAAUGCCCCUGAAAACCCUCCAUCCUCUGCUAGAAGAGGGAUGCAUCGAUGAUGAGCCGCUACCGCACAAAAAGGUUGGAUUCAUCGGCAUCUCCAACUGGGCUUUGGAUCCUGCGAAGAUGAAUAGAGGCAUUUUCGUCUCACGUGGCGACCCCGACGAGAAAGAGCUGAUUGAGAGCGCUAAAGGCAUAUGCUCGUCUGACACAAUGAUUUUGGAGAAGGUCAGGGAUUUCUUCCAACCCUUUGCCAGGGCCUAUCUAAACAUCUGCCGUAAACAGGGGAAAGGUUUCUUUGGUUUGCGUGACUACUACAGCUUGAUCAAGAUGAUUUUCGCGGUGACCAAGGCCUCCGAACAGAGGCCUAGUGCAGAGAAGAUUGUGGAGGCGGUCCUCAGGAACUUCAGUGGCAGGGAAGACGUGGAUGCAGUCACGGUCUUCACCAAAAGGCUCCAGAAAAUACAGAUCAACCUGAAUCUGGAGAGCAUCAGCACCAUCGAUCUUGUGAGACAAAACAUUUCAGCGAUUGGCCAGGAGGAAGAAUGCCGCUACUUGCUAGUUCUGACCAAGAACUAUGCAGCCCUACAGAUCCUGCAGCAGACCUUCUUCUCAGAGAGCUGCCAGCCAGAGAUUAUCUUCGGGUCUAGCUUCCCCAAGGACCAAGAGUACACCCAGAUCUGCCGCAACAUCAACCGAGUCAAGAUCUGCAUGGAAACCGGUCGAACCGUCGUGCUCCUGAACUUGCAGAACCUCUACGAAAGUCUCUACGAUGCUCUGAACCAGUACUACGUCUGCUUGGGAGGACAGAAGUACGUUGACUUGGGACUGGGGACACAUCGUGUCAAAUGUAGAGUGCACAAAGACUUCAGGCUGAUUGUCGUUGAGGAGAAAGAGGUGGUCUACAAACAGUUUCCAAUCCCUCUCAUCAACAGGCUUGAGAAGCACUAUCUGGACAUCCAUACAGUUCUCAAGGAGGAACAAAGAGCAGUUGUUGUAGAGUUGGACAAAUGGGUUGGGCAGUUUGUGGCCCUUAAUAACCAACACUCCAUGGCCCCCCAGACAUACAAGUACCUACCUCCUGACGUUUUCAUUGGCUUCCAUUCCGACACGUGUGCUUCAGUGGUCCUCCAAAUGACAGAGAAACAGAGGGGAGAGACAGACAUUUCUGACCCCCAAAGAAGAGUCCUGGAUGAGGCCAAACUGAUCCUUCUGAACUGUGCCACUCCAGACUCGGUGGUUCGGCUGGACUGCACUGGUCUCCCCCGGGUGGAGAGUGAACAUCUGGCCAGGGUGUACUUUGAGGACCAGAAGCACAGCUCUUUGGCCGACUUCAUCUUCUCUCACACUCAACAAGACGAGCAGUGCCAUUCCUCCUUCACAGAGGUAACCAUUUUUUUCAUCACAAUCAAAAGUAGGCUUUAAAAAUUCCAGAAACGUUCCAAGAAUUCCCAGGUUUUCAGAAGUCUCGAUUGGGGGAUUCCCGUAAUUAGGAGGGAACCCUCCAAUUAGGAAUCCUCCAACAAGGAUUUCUGAAAACCACGGUAACUUUGGGAUAUUACAUUUUGCAACUCUUAUUAAACGUUUGUUUAUAUAGUGCUCAUUUCUUAUUUGAACUUUCCCAGGUGACCACCUUUUCCAGACUUUUAACAGCAUCAGAUGUUGGACCACUGGAAGAGGUGGUGCACAAUGUCGAGCUUCUCUCUCUUCAGCAGUUUGACACUGAGCACUCCUUCCUCAAGAAGAUCAGGUUUGACACGUUUUAGUUCAUCCUCAUAAUGCUUUAUUGAUUAUCCAUUAGCCGUUGAGUUGAAAGCUUUUGGUCAGGUUAAAAACAUUGCUCUCUUCUUAGGCAUUUCCUCAAGUCUGGAAAUGGGAGAGAGAAUACAUCUGGCAACAAAAUACUGAUCAUUCAGUCAGAUUUUGAUGAAGCGUCGCACAGUGCAAAUCUCAUUGCCUCCGCCAAGUAAGUGAAGUCUGGAAUACAUUUAAUUUGAUAGAAUCCGAUUUAGUUGUAUGUAUUUAUCUAAUAAUGUAUCUAAUUCAUUUCAGAUAUUCUGCCAUCAAUGAAAUCAACAAAUCAAGACAAGAGGAGAUGGGAGGCAAGGUCUUCGUCUACUUCAUUACUAAACUGCCAAGAAUGGAAGGAGGGACAUCCUAUGUUGGAUUUCAUGGAGGUGAGGUUAUCGUUGGUUCAAACAUUUUACAGCUUUAGAACAUGUUGAAAUAAUCUGAGAUUGAAAUACAUGUAUAUAUUUUUUUCAUUAAGUUAUACAUUUUUUGAAAUCCCAUAUAGACCCUUGGAGGUCAGUUCAUAUAGAUGACCUCAGAAGAUCUAAAGAUAUUGUGUCAGAUAUCAAAGCCUUGAGAAACCUUACCAUCAGUCAACUGUUUGAGGAGAAGAAGGAUGAGCCUGAAGGUGAAUUACCUUUUACAUUUGUAUUGAUAAUAAUGACAAUGUCUUCAUACUGAUAAACUUCUUCAGAAUGAAGUACCUGUCAACAUAGUUAAAAGAGCCUUCUAUGUUUGUGCACAGCUAUGGAGGUAGAUGACAUGUACACAGAGACAGAGCAACAGGAAUUGGAACACAAAGACCAAACAGUGAGUUUUACAGUAUUACUUACCCACCAGAUUGGCUGUGAUAUUCGCCUAUUGAUUUCUCCCGCCAGAGGGGCAUCCGUUGUCAAAAUGGGAUUGCCGUUCUGACUUUGUGGCUGUGUUAUAUAGUGCAAAUGUCAUUUCCUGGUUGCUACAAUUCUACACAGUUCGCUCAAUUUCAGUUUAUGUAAGAAAACAAGCACUGAAUAGUGUAGGGCAGGGCUGCCCAACCCUCUUCCUGGAGAUCUACCGUCCUGUGGGUUUUCAGUCCAACCCUAAUUUAACACACCUGAUUCUACUUAUUAGCUGCUCAACAAGACCUUUAACUAGCUAAAUCAGAUAUGAUAAAUUAGGGUUGGACUGAAAACCUACAGGACAGUAGAUCUCCAGGAAGAGGGUUGGGCAGCCUUGGUUUAGGGAAUCAUUGUACCAUCUAAAUCACUGUGAAAUAUAUUUUCAAUAACAAAAAAGCUUGAAACAGCGUUUUUUGUUAUUGAAAAUAUAUUUCACAGUGAUUUAGAUGGUACAAUGAUUCCCUACACUAUUCAGUGCUUGUUUUCUCACAUAAACUGAAAUUGUGCAAACGGUGUAGAAACAAUCAUAUUUUUGGUUGAAAGGUCCUAUAUGACAGGUCUACAGUAUUUAGCAUUAAAAACAGAUAUAAUCUAAUUGUUUAAAUGAGGAUGGACUUUGAUGUUAGACUAACAUUUAGGUGUUUAAUAGUUGCUACAAUAUUGUUUUGGCAUUCUGAUUGUUGGACUUCCUCUUAUAAAAGCCUUUUCCUCUAGUAGGGUUUUACUGUAAAACACUAUCAUUCCGCUAUUAGCGGCAGAUAGAUUAUCUGGUCUUUCUGAAAUUACAAUGCAAAAAUUCAAAACAAUCCUGUGUGUAGCACCAUUUUAAAUAUUGUGUGUACAUAACCCAUGUUGUUUUAGUGUACAUACAGUGCAUUUGGAAAGUAUUCAGCCCCUUGACUUUUUUCACAUUUUGUUACGUUGCAGCCUUGUUCUAAAAUGGAUUACCCUCUAUACCCCAUAAUGACAAAACAAAAACAGGUUUUGGAAAUGUUUUGCAAAUGUAUAAAAGGAAAAAACUGAAAUAUCACAUUUACGUAAGUAGUCAGACCCUUUACUCAGUACUUUGUUGAAGCACCUUUGGCAGCGAUUACAGCCUAGAGUCUUCUUGGGUAUGACGCUACAAGCUUGGCACACCUGUAUUUGGGGAGUUUCUCCAAUUCUUCUCUGCAGAUCCUCUCAAGCUCUGUCAGGUUGGAUGGGGAGCGUUGCUGCACAGCUAUUUUCAGGUCUCUCCAGAGAUGUUCGAACGGGUUCAAGUCCGGGCUUUGGCUGGGCCCCUCAAAGACAUUCAGAGACUUGUCCCGAAGCCACUCCUGCGUUGUCUUAGCUGUGUGCUUAGGGUCGUUGUCCUGUUGGAAGGUGAACCUUUGUCCCAGUCUGAGGUCCUGAGCACUCUGGAGCAGGUUUUCAUCAAGGAUCUCUCUGUACUUUGCUCCGUUCAUCCGUUCAUCUUUCCCUUGAUCCUGACUAGUCUCUCAGUCCCUGCCGCUGAAAAACAUCCCCACAGCAUGAUGCUGCCACUACAAUGCUUCACCGUAGGGAUGAUGCCAGGUUUCCUCCAGACGUGACACUGCUUCCCUUUAAGAAUGAUGGAGGCCACUGUGUUCUUGGGGACCUUCAAUGCUGCAGAAAUGUUUUCGUACCCUUCCCCAGAUCUGUGCCUCGACACAAUCCUGUCUCGGAGCUCUACGGACAAUUCCUUCGACCUCAAGGCUUGGUUUUUGCUCUGACAUGCACUGUCAACUGUGGGACCUUAUAUAGACAGGUGUGUGCCUUUCCAAAUCAUGUCCAAUCAAUAGAAUUUACCACAAGUGGACUCCAAGUUGUAGAAACAUCUCAUGGAUGAUCAAUGGAAACAGGAUGCACCUGAGCUCAAUUUCGAGUCUCAUAGCAAAGGGUCUGAAUACUUAAAAAAAAUAUAUAUACAUUUGCAAAAAUGUCUAUACCUGUUUUUGCUUUGUCAUUAUGGGGUAUUGUGAUUAUUAAAAAAUAUAUAUAUAUAUAUGUUUAGAAUAAGUCUGUAACGUAACAAAGUGGAAAAGUCAAGGUCUGAAUACUUUCCGAAUGCACUGUAACCCAUGUUGUUUUAGAACACCUUCCUCAUGUUUCAUGUGUCUUUGACCAUGUUCCUACUGCAGAGCUGGGGGAGAGUUGUGGACACCACGGCGCUGGUACGUAGCUGUGUACAGAACGCAGUGGGCAUGCUCCGAGACCAGCUGGAGGGCGGAGUCCGUAGCACCAGGAGAGUGGAGAUCCUGCUCACACUCCUGACUGACAACCAAGAAAUAAGAGGUAAGAGCAAUACUUCUAUAGUACUCAUUAUUUUUUGUUAAAAAAUUUUUAAGCGACUUGAAAGAUUUUUCUUGCGGUAAUAAGCGCUAUAUAAAAUACAUCUAUUAUUAUUGUUAUUAUUGCUGUUUAGACCUAUUCUCAGUAACUGCUUACCCAUUGGUGCGCUAUAUUUAAGCAGUAGUGCGUGCUAGCACUGGAGAAGUUUGAAAAUUGAGAGACUCAACAAGCAAUCUCCAUACUUCUCUGGCAUUACCAUGCCCGGGCUUGCAUGGAUACAGCACAACAAUGGGUGAUCAUUGACAUGCAUUCCAUUCACAAUGAUUAUACUCAGACUAUGAAUGUUUAUGAACAGCUGAAUUUCUGAGGACCGUGAAGAGACGUCUUCACUCGUUGCUGUCGACCCAUGAUGACAACAAGCUCAAACUGUCCUCAAAUAACUGGGUCAUCAAGGAGGCGUCCAACAUUGACGCACUGCAGGAAGGGGGGACAUUCAGGUGAGUGACCACUAUGAUUUCAAAACGUCUUAUACCAAUACAAAUCCUCAUCUGUUUGCUGAAUUCAAAGGGACCUUAAAUAGUUAGUUAAAAAAAGUGAUCUCUUUAUGGGACAUAAGAUAUUUUUGACCAUACAUUUUGACUUGUACCAUAUUGUCAAUAAACGGCUGUACUAAAGUGGUUUCUACCUUUUUGUACCAGACACACCCUAUGGAAGAGGGUGCAGGCUGUGGUUAUUCCCUUCCUGGCCCAGCUGGUCUCUGUCAUCGACCGCGACCGCAACCUGGACAUUCUGCUGGACUCCAACUCUGGAGAGGCGGUCAAGAAACUCUGGUUGGACAUCUUUGGGAACGACAAACUACUCGAGGUUCCCUACACAAGACUGGACCGCAAGUAAGUACUAUAUUGGCACAGCAAUGGUUAUGUUGUUGGUCUAGAAAGCAUAGAAAUAGAAUGACUAGAACGGCCAUUUCUAAUCAAGUCGUUGUUCUGCGAUGGGUGGACCUGCGGCCAUAUUGAGUAUUACAGUCAAAUUGCCGUGGUCUGAGGGGCUUUGUCCCUUCUAGUAAUUAUAUUUCUGUGUUCUAGACUAGAGAGGCUGUCUUCUGUCAGGUCUGAUUCUAGAAUGUCAGUGAAUCAACAACUCCCUCUCUCUUUCCACUCUACAUUAACCCCUCCCUCCCUGUCCCAGUUCAGAGUCAAAGACCAUCCUGGUCCAGAACUACAUUGGGCUGGACAAGAACAUCGGCUGCAUGAUGCCCUUCAGCUGGAGGAUCAGGGACUACCUGGAUGAACUCUGGGUCCAUGCUCUCCAGCGUGAAGGUAGUAGGUUAUGACAAUACCUCAUACGUCUAACUUAAAUAUCAGGGAUCAUCAACUAGAUUCAGCCAAGGGCUGUUUGUUAUUUAAAAAAUAAAUACAUUUAGUGGAUGGUGGGGGGCCUAAUUACAUAAUUACAAAUAAUUUGUAGACUGCAAAUUGACUGCAAGAAGCCCAAACAGAUAUAAUGUUUGACUAAAACAUGAUAAUUUCAAACCUUGCUUACAUUUGUAUAUGAUCACGUGUCUCUCUAUUUAGCGUGGGAAUACUUGGGAACAGAUUUCUUAAAUUAAAAUCACUUGGAGCUGAUUUCCUGGUGUUUUUACAGUCUUAUGUCCAACAAUGGAAAUAAAAAAAGUAUUUUAUUUAUUUUUAUCAGAAAACCCUGUUAUAUGUUGUAACCAGGGGUUGUAUUGGAGGAUAAUUCAUUUACGCACCUUGUUAUUUUGUGAAUGGGCAUUACGUAGGUCCUCUGUAGCUCAGCUGGUAGAGCACGGCGCUUGUAACGCCAAGGUAGUGGGUUCGAUCCCCGGGGCCACCCAUACACAAAAAAAUGUAUGCACACAUGACUGUAAGUCGCUUUGGAUAAAAGCGUCUGCUAAAUGGCUUAUUAUUAUUAUUAUUAUUAUUACGUAGCCAUUACGCCAAUUUAACGUUCAUCAUUUCGACCAACGUUCAGCAUUAACCCACCUUAUGUUUUACUGCUACAUCCCUGGUUGUAGUCUAUAUGUUGUGUUCCAUAAUUCUUCAGUACUAGGUCUCUUAUCUAAGAAUAAUCUUAUUUUCUCUUCAUUUAACCUAGUUAUGGUGUUUCCCUCUGGGAUGUUCAGGUCACACUCAGAGCCAGUUUGAGGAGUUCUUUAGGAAGACCCCACUGGGCCGCUACAUCACCAAGGCAGAACCGGAGAUGCAGGCUGAGUUCUUCCACAGAUACCUGCAGGAUUUCAUCUCCAUGACCAUGAAUGUGACCUGUCAGGACGAUCUGCAGGUAGGAGUUUCGUUUUUUUUAACUUUCAACAUUCAUAUCAUGAUGCCAUUAGUGUGUUUUUUUUAUGGAUCUCAGCAAUCCCUGGAAAACAGUGAUGUCUGUUUCUGACUGGACUGUUAAAGAUGAAUUUAAUUGUUAUUUCAAGGUGCUAAUUAUUAGUUUGUGUGUGUGGUUGUACGCAUCCAUACAUCCUAACCAAACAUCCAGCUCCUUUGCGGUGCCUUGACCUGUUGUGUGAACGAGCUGCGGCUGCGUCACGAUGACGUCAUGGAGAAGGAAGUGACCUCGCUGCCCUGGGUCCACGCUGCCUACCAUGAGUUUAAGAACCGCCUGCAGAACCUGUUCAGGAUGAUCAGUAUCGAGCCCCAGUUGGCCCAGGUCCUCCGGGGGAACACGCACGCCAGAGAGGGGGAUGAACUGGUCAGUAUUACUGGGGCGUUGUGAUUUUAUACCUGCUGUACUGGAUUCCUAAAUUUUGGCCAGCGCAAGCAGACCGCAAUCCACCUCCAUCAAGGGUUCUCGGUGUGAAAAUCUUGAAAUUAGAACCAGGAGCAGCACUGCUUACGCCCAUGUUUCAUUGAAAAAAAAGCAUCUCACGCUUGGCGAAAUGUAUAAGUCUAGUAUAGCAGGCCAGUUCAGUGUUAAAGGUCUAGUAUAGCAGGCCAGUUCAGUGUUAAAGGGAUUCAUUUUACUUCAAGCAGUGAUACUUUUGUUUUCUUCCAGUCUUUUGAAUGCUUGGUAGAGAUUAAAUGGAAGGUCAAUAUUUGUGUUUUAGCUCAAGCAUAGGGGAGAUCAGUGCUUGCUGGAAUAACACUUGUUUAUGCUGUGUGGGUUCUGUUGUAUUGGCACAAAUACUUGUGUUAAUAUAAUUUUACUUCAGGAACAAGGAUAUCUUAAGUAUAUUCCUCUGCAUUGUCAUUUUGCAUUGACCGUAGCCUUGUGUGCCAAGCAUCUGUUCUCCUCUGCCAGGAUGCAGAGCAAAUGUGAUAACGCAAUGUCUGGCUACACCAGACUGCAUUAACCCUCAAACCAUGCGUUAACUCCCCAGGUGCUGGACGUGUAUGCGGCCGUGGCCUGUGUAGAGUUCCUGGAGCCCCAGGCUCUGGACACGGACGGCCAGCGGCUGGUCUGGCUCAGGCAGGUCAAGAGGCUCCAGGUUCCCAUCGAGCUGGUCUGCUCCGAGGAGAGUCUGAGACACUAUGAGGAGAGGAGCAUGGUCAUGGUCCACAGAGUUCAGUGAGUUAACAGGGAUUCUAUUCAAUCUCAAUGACAGGAACAUGAAUGGCAAGGUUGACACAGUGACACUGACAUGGCCAGUACAUAAACUGACACUAUUUAUCAACUGCCGUUUGUUUUUGUUGCCUUGUCCCUUCAAAAGUCUUAUUUUUAUUUGAUUUAAAAGAAGUAUAAAGCUAUCCAGUCAUCUGAAUGGCAGUUUUGUAUUAUUUGGUAGCUGUUAAAACUUUAGAAUAACAGAAUGGCAGUUUAUUUUUUGAGUGAGUUGUGUUUGUUCUGUGGUUCCUGUAGGACCGGAUGGAACCGCAUUUUCACCCUGUCUCUGUUUGUGGAGCACAUGUUACUGGGCAUCGAGGCAGUGGAGAAGAAGCUGAAGCCUCUGGUCUUGGAGCACACCAGAGGGUUGUGCAAGGUCAGUGUGGUCUGGGGUCAUACAGUGGGGAAAAAAUGUAUUUAGUCAGCCACCAAUUGUGCAAGUUCUCCCACUUAAAAAGAUGAGAGAGGCCUGUAAUAUUCAUCAUAGGUACACGUCAACUAUGACAGACAAAAUGAGAAAAAAAUAUCCAGAAAAUCACAUUGUAGGAUUUUUAAUGAAUUUAUUUGCAAAUUAUGGUGGAAAAUAAGUAUUUGGUCAAUAACAAAAGUUUCUCAAUACUUUAUUAUAUACCCUUUGUUGGCAAUGACACAGGUCAAACGUUUUCUGUAAGUCUUCACAAGGUUUUCACACACUGUUGCUGGUAUUUUGGCCCAUUCCUCCAUGCAGGUCUCCUCUAGAGCAGUGAUGUUUUGGGGCUGUCGCUGGGCAACACAGACUUUCAACUCCCUCCAAAGAUUUUCUAUGGGGUUGAGAUCUGGAGACUGGCUAGGCCACUCCAGGACCUUGAAAUGGUUCUUACGAAGCCACUCCUUCGUUGCCCGGGGGGUGUGUUUGGGAUCAUUGUCAUGCUGAAAGACCCAGCCACGUUUCAUCUUCAAUGCCCUUGCUGAUGGAAGGAGGUUUUCACUCAAAAUCUCACGAUACAUGGCCCCAUUCAUUCUUUCCUUUACACGGAUCAGUCGUCCUGGUCCCUUUGCAGAAAAACAGCCCCAAAGCAUGAUGUUUCCACCCCCAUGCUUCACAGUAGGUAUGGUGUUCUUUGGAUGCAACUCAGCAUUCUUUGUCCUCCAAACACGACGAGUUGAGUUUUUACCAGAAAGUUCUAUUUUGGUUUCAUCUGACCAUAUGACAUUCUCCCAAUCCUCUUCUGGAUCAUCCAAAUGCACUCUAGCAAACUUCAGACGGGCCUGGACAUGUACUGGCUUAAGCAGGGGGACACGUCUUGCACUGCAGGAUUUGAGUCCCUGGCGGCGUAGUGUGUUACUGAUGGUAGGCUUUGUUACUUUGGUCCCAGCUCUCUGCAGGUCAUUCACUAGGUCCCCCCGUGUUGUUUCUGGGAUUUUUGCUCACCGUUCUUGUGAUCAUUUUGACCCCACGGGGUGAGAUCUUGCGUGGAGCCCCAGAUCGAGGGAGAUUAUCAGUGGUCUUGUAUGUCUUCCAUUUCCUAAUAAUUGCUCCCACAGUUGAUUUCUUCAAACCAAGCUGCUUACCUAUUGCAGAUUCAGUCUUCCCAGCCUGGUGCAGGUCUACAAUUUUGUUUCUGGUGUCCUUUGACAGCUCUUUGGUCUUGGCCAUAGUGGAGUUUGGAGUGUGACUGUUUGAGGUUGUGGACAGGUGUCUUUUAUACUGAUAACAAGUUCAAACAGGUGCCAUUAAUACAGGUAACGAGUGGAGGACAGAGGAGCCUCUUAAAGAAGAAGCUACAGGUCUGUGAGAGCCAGAAAUCUUGCUUGUUUGUAGGUGACCAAAUACUUAUUUUCCACCAUAAUUUGCAAAUAAAUUCAUUACAAAUCCUACAAUGUGAUUUUCUGGAAAAAAAAAUCUCAAUUUGUCUGUCAUAGUUGACGUGUACCUAUGAUGAAAAUUACAGGCCUCUCUCAUCUUUUUAAGUGGGAGAACUUGCACAAUUGGUGGCUGACUAAAUACUUUUUUCCCCCACUGUAUCUAUAGGAGUGCUGAUGUCAAUGGAGAAUCUCCAUCAAAAAUUGGGCUUUAUCUGUGUCUGGGGAAACUGCUUUUUAGGGUAUGGAAAGGACUGAAUAGUGCAGAAGCGUCAUUCGGUACUGAGCCAAUGGUGCCCUCCAGUGGUCUAUUUUAGGAAAUGUAACCGGUAACCACACCAGUCCUCUGAUUUGCUGGGGCUAAUAUCAGAAUAAUAAACUGAACAAAAAUAUAAACACAACAAUUUCAAAUAUUUUAUUGAGUUACAGUUCAUAUAAAGAAAUCAGUCAAUUGAAAUAAAUUAAUUAGGCCCUAAUCUAUGGAUUUCACAAGACUGGGAAUACAGAUAUGCAUCUGUUGGUCACAGAUAGGUAGGGGCGUGGAUCAGAAAACCAGUCAGUAUCUGGUGUGACCAGCAUUUGCCUCAUGCAGCGCGACACAUCUCCUUCAUAUAGAGUUGAUCAGGCUGUUGAUUGUGGCCUGUGGAAUGUUGUCACACUACUCUUCAAUGGCUGUGCGAAGUUGCUGGAUAUUGGCCGGAACUGGAACACGCUGUCGUACACGUCGAUCCAGAGCAUCCCUAACAUGCUCAAUGGGUGACAUGUCUGGUGAGUAUGCAGGCCAUGGAAGAACUGGGACAUUUUCAGCUUCCAGGAAUUGUGUACAGAUCCUUAUGACAUGGAGCCGUGCAUUAUCAUGCUGAAACAUGAGGUGAUGGCGGUGGAUGAAUGCCACGACAGUGGGCCUCAGGAUCUCGUCACGGUAUCUCUGUACAUUCAAAUUGCCAUCGAUACAAUGCAAUUGUUCGUUGUCCGUAGCUUAUGCCUGCCCAUUUCAUAACCCCACCGCCACCAUUGGGCACUCUAUUCACAACGUUGACAUCAGUAAACCGCUCGCCCACACGAUGCCAUACACGUGGUCUGACGUUUUGAGGCUGGUUGGACGUAUUGCCAAAUUCUCUAAAACAACGUUGGAGGCAGCUUAUGGUAGAGAAAUGUAACAUUAAAUUGUCUGGCAACAGCUCUGGUGGACAUUCCUGCAGUCAGCAUGCCAAUUGCACGCUCCCUCAACUUCUGACAUCUGUGGCAUUGUGUUGUGACACAACUGCACAUUUUAGAGUGGCCUUUUAUUGUCCCCAGCACAAGGUGCACCUGUGUAAUGAUCAUGCUGUUUAAUCAGCUUCUUGAUAUGCCACACCUGUCAGGUGGAUGGAUUAUCUUGGCAAAGGAUACAUGCUCACUAACAGGGAUGUAAACAAAUGUGUGCACACAAUUUGAGAGACAUACACAGUGCGUCUGGAACAUUUCUGGGAUCUUUUAUUUCCGUUCAUGAAACAUUGGACCAACACUUUACAUGUUGCGUUUUAUAUUUUUUUUCAGUGUACAUUUUAUUUUCCUUUCAAAAUGGCAUUUGUUGUCUUUGUUCCGUCAAGGUCCUGGAGAAGAACUCUGACCUAAAAAGUGAGAAGCCGUUUGAGGCGGUGAUCGGUAUACUGAAAGCCUGCAAAGACGGAGCAAUGGAGUGCAUUUUCAGGUACAGAUUCCUUUUCCUUUCUCCUACCUCUGCCUGGAGUAUAUUUCUGUCUGGAUAUAUUAUAUUAUAGUAUAGUGUGUGUGUGGGUGGUGUGGGUGGGUGGGUGGGUGGUGAGGGGAAAAAAGUAUUUGAUCCCCUGCUGAUUUUGUACGUUUGCCCACUGACAAAGAAAUUAUCAGUCUAUAAUUUUAAUGGUAGGUUUAUUUGAACAGUGAGAGACAGAAUAACAACAACAAAAUCCAGAAAACGCAUGUCAAAUGUUAUAAAUUGAUUUGCAUUUUAAUGAGGGAAAUAAGUAUUUGACCCCCUCUCAAUCACAACGAUUUCUGGCUCCCAGGUGUCUUUUAUACAGGUAACGAGCUGAGAUUAGGAGCACACAUUAGGAGUGCUCCUAAUCUCAGUUUGUUACCUGUAUAAUAGACACCUGUCCACAGAAGCAAUCAAUCAGAUUCCAAACUCUCCACCAUGGCCAAGACCAAAGAGCUCUCCAAGGAUGUCAGGGACAAGAUUGUAGACCUACACAAGGCUGGAAUGGGCUACAAGACCAUAGCUUGGUGAGAAGGUGACAACAGUUGGUGCGAUUAUCCCUCGGCCUGGAGCUCCAUGCAAGAUCUCACCUCGUGGAGUUGCAAUGAUCAUGAGAACGGUGAGGAAUCAGCCCAGAACUACAUGGGAGGAUCUUUUCAAUGAUCUCAAGGCAGCUGGGACCAUAGUCACCAAGAAAACAAUUGGUAACACACUACGCCGUGAAGGACUGAAAUCCUGCAGCGCCCGCAAGGUCCUCCUGCUCAAGAAAGCACAUAUACAGGCCUGUCUGAAGUUUGCCAAUGAACAUCUGAAUGAUUCAGAGGAGAACUGGGUGAAAGUGUUGUGGUCAGAUGAGACCAAAAUCGAGCUCUUUGGCAUCAACUCAACUCGCCGUGUUUGGAGGAGGAGGAAUGCUGCCUAUGACCCCAAGAACACUAUCCCCAACGUCAAACAUGGAGGUGGAAACAUUAUGCUUUGGGGGUGUUUUUCUGCUAAGGGGACAGGACAACUUCACCGCAUCAAAGGGACGAUGGACGGGGCCAUGUACCGUCAAAUCUUGGGUGAGAACCUCCUUCCCUCAGCCAGGGCAUUGAAAAUGGGUCGUGGAUGGGUAUUCCAGCAUGACAAUGACCCAAAACACACGGCCAAGGCAACAAAGGAGUGGCUCAAGAAGAAGCACAUUAAGGUCCUGGAGUGGCCUAGCCAGUCUCCAGACCUUAAUCCCAUAGGAAAUAUGUGGAGGGAGCUGAAGGUUUGAGUUGCCAAAUGUCAGCCUCGAAACCUUAAUGACUUGGAGAAGAUCUGCAAAGAGGAGUGGGACAAAAUCCCUCCUGAGAUGUGUGCAAACCUGGUGGCAAAUUAUUUUAAUUAAUUACUUAAAAAUCAUACAAUGUGAUUUUCUGGAUUUUUGUUUUAGAUUCCGUCUCUCACAGUUGAAGUGUACCUAUGAUAAAAAUUACAGACCUCUACAUGCUUUGUAAGUAGGAAAACCUGCAAAAUCGGCAGUGUAUCAAAUACUUGUUCUCCCCACUGUGUGUAUAUAUAUAUAUAUAUAUAUAUAUAUAUAUACAUACAGUUGAAGUCGGACGUUUACAUUUACUUAGGUUGGAGUCAUUAAAACUUGUUUUUCAACCACUCCACAAAUUUCUUGUUAACAUUUACGUCAUUUAGCAGACGCUCUUAUCCAGAGCGACUUACAUUAUUAUAAUUUUUUUCAUACCCCCUGUGGGAAUCGAACCUACAACCCUGGCGUUGCAAACGCCAUGCUCUAUCAACUGAGCUACAUCCCUGCCGGCCAUUCCCUGCCCUACCCUGGACGACGCUGGGCCAAUUGCGCGCCGCCCCAUGGGUCUCCCGGUCACGGCCGGCUACGACAGAGCCUGGAUUCGAACCAGGAUCUCUAGUGUGGCACAGUUAGCACUGCGAUGCAGUGCCUUAGACCACUGCGCCACUCAGGAGACAUUAUACAUUUAACAAACUAUAGUUAGGUUAGGACAUCUACUUUGUGCAUGACACAAGUAAUUUUUCCAACAAUUGUUUACAGAUGGAUUAUUUCAUUUUUAAUUGACUGUAUCACAAUUCUAGUGGUUCAGAAGUUUACAUACACUAAGUUGACUGUGCCUUUAAACAGCUUGGAAAAUUCCAGAAAAUGAUGUCAUGGCUUUAUUAGCUUCUGAUAAGCUAAUUGACAUCAUUUGAGUCAAAUUAAGGUGUACCUGUGGAUGUAUUUCAAGGCCUACCUUCAAACUCAGUGCCUCUUUGCUUGACAUCAUGGGAAAAUCAAAAGAAAUCAGCCAAGAUUUGUAGACCUCCACAAGUCUGGUUCAUCCUUGGGAGCAAUUUCCAAACGCCUGAAGGUACCACGUUCAUCUGUACAAACAAUAGUACGCAAGUAUAAACACCAUGGGACCACGCAGCCGUAAUACCGCUCAGAAAGGAGACUCGUUCUGUCUCCUAGAGAUGAAUGUACUUUGGUGCGAAAAGUGCAAAUCAAUCCCAGGACAACAGCAAAGGACCUUGUGAAGAUGCUGGAGGAAACAGGUACAAAGUAUCUAUAUCCACAAUAAAACGAGUCCUAUAUCGACAUAACCUGAAAGGCCGCUCAGCAAGGAAGAAACCACUGCUCCAAAACCGCCAUAAAAAAGCCAGACUACGGUUUGCAACUGCACAUGGGGACAAAGAUCGUACUUUUUGGAGAAAUGUCCUCUGGUCUGAUGAAACAAAAAUAGAACUGUUUGGCCAUAAUGACCAUCGUUAUGUUUGGAGGAAAAAGGGGAGGGCUUGCAAGCCGAAGAACACCUUCCCAAUCGUGAAGCACGGGGGUGGCAGCAUCAUGCUGUGGGGGUGCAUUGCUGCAGGUGGGACUGGUGCACUUCACAAAAUCGAUGGCAUCAUGAGGAAGGAAAAUUAUGUGGAUAUAUUGAAGCAACAUCUCAAGACAUCAGUCAGGAAGUUAAAGCUUGGUGGCAAAUGGGUCUUCCAAAUGGACAAUGACCCCAAGUAUACUUCCAAAGUUGUGGCUAAAUGGCUUAAGGACAACAAAGUCAAGGUAUUGGAGUGGCCAUCCCAAAACCCUGACCUCAAUCCUAUAGAAAAUUUGUGGGCAGAACUUAAAAAGCGUGUGCGAGCAAGGAGUCCUACAAACCUGACUCAGUUACACCAGCUCUGUCAGGAGGAAUGGGCCAAAAUUCACCCAACUUAUUGUGGAGGCUACCCGAAACGUUUGACCUAAGUUAAACAAUUUAAAGGCAAUGCUACCAAAUACUAAUUGAGUGUAUGUAAACUUCUGACCCACUGGGAAUGUGAUGAAAGAAAUAAAAGCUGAACUAAAUCAUACUCUCUACUAUUAUUCUGACAUUUCACAUUCUUAAAAUAAAGUGGUGAUCCUAACUGACCUAAGACAGGGAAUUUUUACUAGGAUUAAAUGUCAGGAAUUGUGAAAAACUGAGUUUAAAUGUAUUUGGCUAAGGUGGAUGUAAACUUCCGACUUCAACUGUGUAUGUAUGUAUGUAUGUAUGUAUGUAUGUAUGUAUGUAUGUAUGUAUGUAUGUAUGUAUGUAUGUAUGUAUGUAUGUAUGUAUGUAUGUAUAUACAUACAGCUCUGGAAAAAAUUAAGAGACCACUGCAAAAAUAUAAGUUUCUCUGGUUUUACUAUUUAUAGGUAUGUGUUUGGGUAAAAUUAAAUGUUUUGUUUUAUUCUAUAAACUACUGACAACAUUUCUCCCAAAUUCCAAAUAAAAAUAUUGUCAUUUAGAGCAUUUAUUUGCAGAAAAUGAAAACUGGUCAAAAUAACAAAAAGGAUGCAGUGUUGUUAGACCUCGAAUAAUGCAAAGAAAAUAAGUUCAUGUUCAUUUUGAGACAACACAAUACUAAUGUUUUAACUUAGGAAGAGUUCAGAAAUCAAUAUUUGGUGGAAUAACCCUGAUUUUCAAUCACAGCUUUCAUGCGUCUUGGCAUGCUCUCCACCAAUCUUUCACAUUGAUGUUGGGUGACUUUAUGCCAUUCCUGGCGCAAAAAUUCAAGCAGCUCGGCUUUGUUUGAUGGCUUGUGACCAUCCAUCUUCCUCUUGAUCACAUUCCAGAAGUUUUUAAAUGGGGUUCAGGUCUGGAGAUUGGGCUGGCCAUGACAGGAUCUGGUGGUCCUCCAUCCACACCUUGAUUGACCUGGCUGUGUGGCAUGGCGCAUUGUCCUGCUGGAAAAACCAAUCCUCAGAGUUGGGGAACAAUGUCAGAGCAAAAGGAAGCAAGUUUUCUUCCAGGACAACCUUGUACGUGGCUUGAUUCAUGCGUCCUUCACAAAGACAAAUCUGCCCGAUUCCAGCCUUGCUGAAGGACCCCCAGAUCAUCACGAUCCUCCACCAAAUUUCACAGUGGGUGCGAGACACUGUGGCUUGUAGGCUUCUCCAGGUCUCCGUCUAACCAUUAGACGACCAGGUGUUGGGCGAAGCUGAAAAUUGGACUCAUCAGAGUAGAUUACCUUACUCCAGUCCUUUACGGUCCAAUCCUUAUGGUCUUUUGCAAACCUCAGCCUGGCUCUUCUUUGCUUCUCGUUGAAGAAGGGCUUUUUUCUAGCUUUGCACAACUUCAGCCCUGCCCCUAGGAGCCUGUUUCCAGCCGUCCUCGCCGUGCACUUCAUCCAAGCUGCCGUUUGCCAUUCUUUUUGUAGGUCACUUGAUGUCAUCCUACGGUUGUUGAGUGACAUUCGAAUGAGUUGGCGGUCACCCUCUGCCGGUCUGUAGCUUUGUUGUCUCCAAUGUCUGCUGCUUGACCUUGUUCUUAUGAACCGCCGUCUUUGAAAUUUUAAGGAUGGAAGCAACCUGACGCUCACUGUAUCCCUCUGCCAGUAAAGCCAGAAUUGAACCCUUUUCCUCACUCAAAACUUUCCUUUUCAAUUAUUUUGGCAUGGUCAAUAGUUAUUUUUUGAUUUUAAUAUUACUUUUGAGGUGCUAUUAGCACUGUUUUUGCCAUCCAGCUGGUCCUAUUGCAAGAGGAUAGUGAUGACCACAGCAGUGGUUUUUAUACUUUUCCUUGUUAAAUAAGAUUUGGUUCAGGUGAUCACCUAAUUCAGUAGAAUGAGGUGUGCCUGUGUUGGAAUUCAACAGACACUGGAAUGGAAUGGCUGUCAUACAGCUGAUUUAAGAAAAAUGUGCAGUGGUCUCUUAAUUUUUUCCAGAGCUGUGUGUGUGUGUGUGUGUGUGUGUGUGUGUGUGUGUGUGUGUGUGUGUGUGUAUAUAUAUAUAUAUAUAUAUAUACAUACACACACACACACACACACACACACACACACACACACACACACACACACACACACACACACACACACACACACACACACACACACACACAGUGGGGAAAAAAUGUAUUUAGUCAGCCACCAAUUGUGCAAGUUCUCCCACUUAAAAAGAUGAGAGAGGCCUGUAAUUCUCAUCAUAGGUACACGUCAACUAUGACAGACAAAUUGAGGGAAAAAAAUCCAGAAAAUCACAUUGUAGGAUUUUUAAUGAAUUUAUUUGCAAAUUAUGGUAGAAAAUAAGUAUUUGGUCACCUACAAACAAGCAAGAUUUCUGGCUCUCACAGACCUGUAACUUCUUCUUUAAGAGGCUCCUCUGUCCUCCACUCGUUACCUGUAUUAAUGGCACCUGUUUGAACUUGUUAUCAGUAUAAAAGACACCUGUCCACAACCUCAAACAGUCACACUCCAAACUCCACUAUGGCCAAGACCAAAGAGCUGUCAAAGGACACCAGAAACAAAAUUGUAGACCUGCACCAGGCUGGGAAGACUGAAUCUGCAAUAGGUAAGCAGCUUGGUUUGAAGAAAUCAACUGUGGGAGCAAUUAUUAGGAAAUGGAAGACAUACAAGACCACUGAUAAUCUCCCUCGAUCUGGGGCUCCACGCAAGAUCUCACCCCGUGGGGUCAAAAUGAUCACAAGAACGGUGAGCAAAAAUCCCAGAACCACACAGGGGGACCUAGUGAAUGACCUGCAGAGAGCUGGGACCAAAGUAACAAAGCCUACCAUCAGUAACACACUACACCGCCAGGGACUCAAAUCCUGCAGUGCCAGACGUGUCCCCCUGCUUAAGCCAGUACAUGUCCAGGCCCGUCUGAAGUUUGCUAGAGUGCAUUUGGAUGAUCCAGAAGAGGAUUGGGAGAAUGUCAUAUGGUCAGAUGAAACCAAAAUAUAACUUUUUGGUAAAAACUCAACUCAAAGAAUGCUGAGUUGCAUCCAAAGAACACCAUACCUACUGUGAAGCAUGGGGGUGGAAACAUCAUGCUUUGAGGCUGUUUUUCUGCAAAGGGACCAGGACGACUGAUCCGUGUAAAGGAAAGAAUGAAUGGGGCCAUGUAUCGUGAGAUUUUGAGUGAAAACCUCCUUCCAUCAGCAAGGGCAUUGAAGAUGAAACGUGGCUGGGUCUUUCAGCAUGACAAUGAUCCCAAACACACCGCCCGGGCAACGAAGGAGUGGCUUCGUAAGAAGCAUUUCAAGGUCCUGGAGUGGCCAAAAUAGGAAUGGGCCAAAAUACCAGCAACAGUGUGUGAAAACCUUGUGAAGACUUACAGAAAACGUUUGACCUGUGUCAUUGCCAACAAAGGGUAUAUAACAAAGUAUUGAGAAACUUUUGUUAUUGACCAAAUACUUAUUUUCCACCAUAAUUUGCAAAUAAAUUCAUUAAAAAUCCUACAAUGUGAUUUUCUGGAUUUAUUUUUCUCAUUUUGUCUGUCAUAGUUGACGUGUACCUAUGAUGAAAAUUACAGGCCUCUCAUCUUUUUAAGUGGGAGAACUUGCACAAUUGGUGGCUGACUAAAUACUUUUUUCCCCCCACUGUAUAUAUAUAUAUAUAUAUACACAGUGAGGGGAAAAAAGUAUUUGAUCCCCUGCUGAUUUUGUACGUUUGCCCACUGACAAAGAAAUUAUCAGUCUAUCAUUUUAAUGGUAGGUUUAUUUGAACAGUGAGAGACAGAAUGACAACAUCAAAAUCCAGAAAAACGCAUGUCAAAAAUUUUAUGAAUUGAUUUGCAUUUUAAUGAGGGAAAUAAAUAUUUGACCCCUCUGCAAAACAUUACUUAGUACUUGAUGGCAAAACCCUUGUUGGCAAUCACAGAGGUCAGACGUUUGUUGUAGUUAGCCACCAGGUUUGCACACAUCUCAGGAGGGAUUUUGUCCCACUCCUCUUUGCAGAUCUUCUCCAAGUCAUUAAGGUUUCGAGACUGACGUUUGGUACUCGAACCUUCAGCUCCCUCCACAGAUUUUCUAUGGGAUUAAGGUCUGGAGACUGGCUAGGCCACCUUAAUGUGCUUCUUCUUGAGCCACUCCUUUGUUGCCUUGGCCGUGUGUUUUGGGUCAUUGUCAUGCUGGAAUACCCAUCCACGACCCAUUUUCAAUGCCCUGGCUGAUGAAGGAGGUUCUCACCCAAGAUUUGACGGUACAUGGCGCCGUCCAUCGUCCCCUUGAUGCGGUGAAGUUGUCCUGUCCCCUUAGCAGAAAAACACCCCCUUAGCAUAAUGUUUCCACCUCCCAUGUUUGACGGUGGGGAUGGUGUUCUUGGGGUCAUAGGCAGCAUUCCUCCUCCAAACACGGCGAGUUGAGUUGAUGCCAAAGAGCUCCAUUUUGGUCUAAUCUGACCACAACACUUUCACCCAGUUCUCCUCUGAAUCAUUCAGAUGUUCAUUGGCAAACUUCAGACGGGCAUGUAUAUGUGCUUAUUUGAGCAGGGGGACCUUGCGGGCGCUGCAGGAUUUCAGUCCUUCACGCCGUAGUGUGUUACCAAUUAUUGGUGACUAUGGUCACAGCUGCCUUGAGAUCAUUGACAAGAUCCUCCCGUGUAGUUCUGGGCUGAUUCCUCACCGUUCUCAUGAUCAUUGCAACUCCACGAGGUGAGAUCUUGCAUGGAGCCCCAGGCCGAGGGAGAUUGACAGUUCUUUUGUGUUUCUUCCAUUUGCGAAUAAUCGCAACGGUCUUGUAGCCCAUUCCAGCCUUGUGUAGGUCUACAAUCUUGUCCCUGACAUCCUUGGAGAGCUCUUUGGUAUUGGCCAUGGUGGAGAGUUUGGAAUGUGAUUGAUUGAUUGCUUCUGUGGACAGGUGUCUUUUAUACAGGUAACAAGCUGAGAUUAGGAGCACUCCCUUUAAGAGUGUGCUCCUAAUCUCAGCUCAUUACCUGUAUAAAAGACACCUGGGAGCCAGAAAUCAUUCUGAUUGAGAGGGGGUCAAAUACUUAUUUCCCUCAUUAAAAUGAAAAUCAAUUUAUAAUAUUUUUGACAUGCUUUUUUCUAGAUUUUUUUGUUGUUGUUCUGUCUCUCACUGUUCAAAUAAACCUACCAUAAAAAUUAUAGACUGAUCAUUUCUUUGUCAGUGGGCAAACGUACAAAAUCAGCAGGGGAUCAAAUACUUUUUUCCCUCACUGUAUAUGAAACUCAUUACCCUUCAUGCUGUAUGCUUAACUUGCAUACUGCUAUCCUGUCCGUGUCCAGGUUUGGCCUCCAGCCGUGCCCUGUGUGUAUGGGCGACCCCCACGACCCCCUGAGCUUGCCGUGUGACCACAUCUACUGCCUGGCCUGUAUCAGACAGUGGCUGGUCCCAGGUCAGAUGUACUGUCCUCUCUGCAUGCAGGCGGUGCCAGACGACUUUGCCCUCAGGCCCUCUGAAGACAUACGGUGAGGGCGGACCCUCGUUGAUUAGUACAUGACUAAGGUUGUUAGACAUACUGAUGGGUCUGUUUGUUAUCUGGAGAUGAUAACCUUAUGGAAGUAACUCUGACUUUAUUGUGAUUGAAUCCUAUUUUAAUGUUUAUUGUUGAUUUUAAGUUUCAAUUCAUUCAUUCAUUUCACUGCAAUUCAUUAAUUACGCAAUACUGUUCUUGUGUAUGCUUUUUAGGCUCACCAGUUAACUGCUUUCAUACUGUACCGGAAUUUCAUUAGUGACAUACAGUAUGUGUGGUUUCAUUGCAUUGUUAGUCACGGUUGUGUCAAUCAUGUUAUUGUACAGGGUUCUCAUCAACCAGAACGCCCGCUUCAGGAAGCAGUGCAACGCCUUCUUCAUAGACCUGGUCUCAACCGUGUGCUUCAAGGACAACUCUCCCCCCUGCAGGGCCAUCAUCCUCCACCUGCUGUCCUUCCUCAUGGUCCACUCUGUGCCCAUCAUCAGAGGUGGUGAGUGGGAGUGGGUGGCGAUGGGGGUGUGGGCUGUGUGUGUGCCGCUGUGUGUUUGUAUUUCUUGUGGUGUGUGUGUGGUUGUCCUCACAAUCCUUUUCCUCUUUGCCAGGUCAUCGUCAGAUUCUGACCAAGGCCCUCUCUCCCUUUGAUGACUCUGUUGACAAAAACCCAGUUGUUCGGUCGGUUGUACUCAAACUCCUGCUCAAAUACAGGUGAUUAUGUGACUAGUACUGCUAGACUACUCUUUAAUUCACGAUUUUAAGUAGAUUACGAUUUUUCAAAUGCCCCUCACUGUUUUAUUAAAUUCAUGUUUGUUUUGAAGCUUUGAUGACGUCAAAGGGUACCUGCAGCAGCAUCUGACGGCAGUUGAACAGAGCAACAUCUUGGAGGAAUCAGACAAGACCGAACUGUAUUCUCUGUAUAUCAACUGUCUGGAGGUAGGUGUACAGAUGGCCCAUUGAAUCAACUGUCUCGAGGUAGGUGUACAUAUGGGUCAUUGAAUCAACUGUCUCGAGGUAGGUGUACAUAUGGUCCAUUGAAUCAACAGUAGCAUUUAUGUGGUUGGUGUAUGUAAAGAGUUAUGCAGCAGUAAUUGUUGGUUUGAAGAGAUAUCGGCUAAGUACAUUGACUUGACUGUUUGGAUUUAAUGCAAAAUCCUAGCCUUAAAAUUAAAACAUAGUAGCUUGCUUUAAACUCAUUCUUUACUGCUGUGGAUUUAGUGACGUCAAUGGCUACAUAUGCUAUUUUCAGUGACGCGUGCUAUUUCAGUGAAUAGUGCCAUUUCAGUGAAUAGUGCCAUUUCAGUGAAUAACGCUGUUUCAAGGAGCUACAUGUAGAGUUUUUGCAUUGUAAUUUCAGAAAAUACAAAAUCGCAUUCUAAAAUGCAGACUUUCUAUUUGACAAAACAAGCCAGAUGGGAAAACUGCAUCCUCUUACACUGACGUCACUAAAAGGCGUGGUCAUCUCUUUCUCGAGCACAGCAAACAAUGGCAGACUGGGGCAAGAGGCUGAUGUAGAAAUCGCUCUGUCAUUUCCUGGUUGCUAAAAUUCCACACUCAAUUUCAGUUUAUGUGAGAAAACAAGCACUGAAUAGUGUAGGGAAUCAUUGUACCAUCUAAAUCACCGUGAAAUAUGUUUUAAAUUACAAAAAAUAUUGUUUUUACGGCUGUUUUGAUGUUGAUGGACGAAACUAAAAGUAAAAUAGUCUUUGCUAUCCAGCAUCCUUGGGACGUCAGAUAGCACUAACCUCUUCACCGUGUUGCGGGGAAAUUGGAUGUGGGGGAGGAGGGAGAGUUGUUUAUAUUGAGGCUAAGUGUUCACCUAGCUUCUACAUGUGACACAUUCUACAUGUGGCAUUUUUUAGUGACAUCAUCAUCACACCCUCUUCUCCAUCCCAGGACUCCAUGUUUGAGCGGAUGCAGUGUCACACGGCGGCGGAGCAGCAGGCCUGCCUGCAGGACGAGAGUGUCUUCCUGGGGGACUUCCUGCAGUUGGACGCUGGCCACGCAGCCACCGUAGAGUACCUGCAGCAGGUGGCAAGGGUGCGCAUGGGGCUGGACAGGGCUGCAGACCUGCUGGUCCACAUGCUGUCUGCUGCUGCUGCCACAGGUAUGUACAUCAUCCUCGAUCCUUUUCAGUAGGGUACAACCUAGCAAAAAAACAAAAAAAAAGGUUUCUUAUUGGAACAUUUCAAGUAGUCUCCCAGUAUCACUCACGUUUUUUCUUCCAUUUUGUUCCUGUUGAACACGACCCUUAUGUUUCAAAAUGAUACUUGCUGAUGUAGGCCAACUGUCGUACAAUUUAUAUAAUUGAUUUGAUAGACUAUUCAAUUAUUUUAAUGUAUUUAUUUAAUACUGUAGGGUGGCAGGUAGCCUAGCGGUUAAAUUGUUGGGUAACCGAAAGGUCGCUGGUUUGAAUACCCGAGCCGACAAGGUGGAAAAUCUGUCUGUGCUCUUGAGCAAGGUACUUAACCCUAAUUUGCUACAAGGAUGCCGUACUGCUAUGGAUGACCCUGUAAAACAACACAUUUAACUUCACCUACCUGGUGUAUGUGACAAUAAACCAUAUACUGUAUAUAUUUUGUAUUUUUUCUAUACGUUUGCCUAAUUAUCCUCGUCCCCCUCUCGAUCAAUCGUAUGUGUUCAUGUGACGCUUCCCUCUCCCAUUAUGGUCCAAUAGGAUCACAGGAGGAGUCUCCUAACGGCGUUGCAGCCUUCCUGACCAGCGUGGUGGACCUGUGUAGACGCAGCGGAAAUGACUGGUAUCGGGUUUACCUCAUCCGUAAGAUCUGCAGCCAGCGCGGUGUGGAGUUUGUUCAGAAACUCCUGAAGGUGGCUGACGUCCGGUGGUUGUUCCCUGCUGAAGUUCUGCAGCAUGUAAUGGUGGCCAUUUGUCUUUCUUUAUAGGAGAGUAAUGUAGGGUGCAAUAAUAUGUCAAUACCAAGCUAGAAGUGGUACAGGGAUAGUCAACCUUUUAGUUUAGGGUGUUCUUAUUUAUUCCAAAAUGUUUUAAAGUUUGUUAGAUGUGUAUUUAAUAUCUAGAAUUUCAUGGCUAGCAUCUUUGGAGUAUGUAGCAAAAACAUUUUUUACUAAGUAGUCCUGUAUUCAUGUGAUGAUAUAAAAUAUAUUUCAUACCCUUUUAACCACUCUUGCGCUCUUCUAAUGUCCUUCAGAAUGAAGAUGGCAGCCAGAUAGACCAAUAUCUUGUGUGUGGAGAGGAUUACAAGACGAUCCGAGAUGCUGUUGCCAAGGCAAUGAUGGAAGGCAAAAUCGAGGGAUUGGACAAGGCUUGUGAGGUAUUGGUGUAUUUCUACUUUACUCCAUAAUUGAAACACCUGCAGAGCAUUUUGCAUAAGCUUGUGAUUUGAUUUUGCUUGUUAAUUUUUGUUCUUUCUAUCAGAUAUUAUGUUUAAACUGUUAAAGGCCCAGUGCUGUCAAAAAUGUGAUUUUCCUGUGUUUUUAUGUAUAUUUCCACACUGAGGUUGGAAAAAUAUUGUGAAAAUGAUGAUAAUGCCCUGUUAGUGUGAGAGCUGUUUGAAAAGACUGCCCAAAAUUUCAGCCUGUUUUGGUGGGAUCAAGUUUUGGACUUCCAUGGUGACAUCACCAUGCAGUAAAUGAGUUAAUAGACCAAUAAGAAAAAGUUCCAAACCUCUGCCAAUAACAGCAAGUUUUCAGUUUUCCCCUCCCCACUCCCAGACAGUCCUAGCAAAAUUCUUGCUUGAGAAAUUGCUCUUUGUUAAGAAGCUAUUGUUGUUUCUUUUUGACCAUUUUAAUUGAAAACAAUCACAGUAAGGUACUUAAUUGCUACCAAGAAAUGAUUAGAUAUUGAGAGAAAAACAGCUGCAUUGGAUGUGUGUGUGUGUGUGCAGGGCUGUAAAUGUCCGCCACAGAAGAAGGCGGUCUACCUGCUCCUGGCCCUGUUCAGAGAAGUCACCUCUCUCUACAGAUCAGCCAAUGACAGCUUCCAUCCUAAACCUGUGGUAAGAGUCCUUAUACGAAAACAAAAUACUGUGACGUAGUCCCAAUUAUCUCUCCUUCCUCCCAAAGUGUAAAUGAUCUCUCCUUCCUUCCCUUCACUGAUUUGAAAAGAAAUGACUGAUAUAAGACAUAUGGUGGAAUAUCCUACUAGCCCAUGCCUCCACCAAUCAAAUGCUUUUAGAUUUGCAGGAAGUAUUGAACGAGUGCACACUUCAAGAGAAAGGAAUAUUAUUGUCUGUCACCUCAGCUUCCAUACUUCACCUGUCUCAACACAGUGUCUUUACACCUAAAGAUAACACUGUGUAUCAACUGUCUCCUCACUUCCCAUAUAAGACUUGUUUCUCUACAUCUCUCUGUUUAACCAAAUAUAUUUUACUCCCCCAGCAAUGCCAGGGCCUGUUGGCAUUCAUCCAGGCCUCCAGGGUGCUGGUCAGCCCAGAGGUGAGGGCCUUCGCCCAGGCCCUGGUGGCCAACCGGCUGGGGCCCCUGGAGGUCCGUCCCGGGGCCUCUGGGGCCCAGUGUGUGGUGGUGGAGCUGAGCGUCCACCUGGCUGCAGUGCUGCUCUGUGGGAACCAGGGUCUACUGACGCCCCUCCAGCAGCUGGCCCUGCUGCCUGCCAACAUGCAGGUGGGAACACUGUGACUGCGUGCCAAAUGGCACACUGUUCCCUAUGUAGUGCACUACUUUAGUUUUGACCAUGGCCCAUAGGGUUAGGACUAGUUAAGAACUCCCCUCAUCUGGUUGCCUAGGUAUUCAUUUGACACGAAUAGAAAGGAAAUAACAAAAACCAGCAUACACACGGUCCUCCAGGAAUUUAGUUUGACACCCCUGGUCUGGAAGGAAUCCAGGCUAAACCCCUUUCACACUACAGAGCCGAGCCAAGCUGUACUGGGCUGGCCUGAUAUUCAUUCAAAAUUUGAUAGAAUCGUGUUGAAAAGGUAACCUGUGAAAAUAAAUAUCAAUGCCAUCACAGCAUGGUUUGGCUUUGCCCUAUAGUCUGAAAAGGGUUGGUUGAUUAAUUAUUUAAAUUCUCCAGGGUGGUCCAUUCUGUUUGUCAUGUAUAGGCCAGCUAACGUUGCUGUUUGUUCCUGUGUGUCUAUAGAGAGCCUUCCUCCCCACCAUGCCAGAGGACAUGCUAGCAGUGGCUCACAAAGCUAUGGGGCAGCUGCAGUGGUACUGUAAGUAUAGUAACAGACAGAUUUAGCAGAUUUAAUUGUCUAAAAUGUGAAGUCGUCAAGCUUUUCUUCUGCUCUUACACAGUUUGUCCCAACAAUCACCCGUGCACCAUCGGUGAGGUACAUAACAUUUUAGUUUUUAGUUCAUUCUGAAUGAUCUUAUCUUUGGCCCUAACUUUCAGUUUAAGUACGGUUUCUCAGAAUCUCUCUCUCUCCUACCCCUCUGUCUGACCCCUCUUACCACAGUGUGGCCAGCCCAUGGAGAGGAGUCGAUGCCUGGAUUGUGGCCUUGAGAUCGGAGGGGACAACCACAAAGCUGUCCCUGGCUUCCAAGCCUUUCAGAUCCAGUGAGUGGGACUUUUAUGGAAUUUAUAAAAGACAGUUGAUAAUGGCUUGAGCAGGUGCUGCACUGUGCAGACUUGGGUUCAAACAGUAUUUUAUUUUAUUUCAAAUUGUUUAGCUGUGCUUGAUUGAGCUGACCUGGCACAAUGGAACCAAUGGAAUAGCCCCCAAAAGUACAAACCCCACCCAUCUGGCCAUCCAAUCCAAGCAGGCUCAUACUAUUUGAACCCAGGUCUGGUAUCGUGACAGUACUGGAAAAUGUUUUUCCCCCUCUUCACAGGGGUGACCGCACCCAGACUGGCCACAUCCUGGGAGAUCCCAGACGGAGAGACAACCUGGACAUGCAGGACACCAAGAACAUGUCCCCAGUGCCCUUUAACCUUCUGCGCCUGAUCACACACAUGGCCAUGCUGCUAGGGGCCAGCAGUCACCCCCAGGUAGGUACACUAGAACAGAUUUUCAAAACUCUCAUCGGGGACACAAAGCCGUUCCAUUGGUAACUAUUCCAGAGCUAACACACCUAAUUCAACUUAUCAACUAAUCAUCAAGCAUUUGAUAAGGUGAAUUAGUGUUAGUUCAACUAAAUUGUGAAAUGUCUGGGGAGGUUUUAAAACCACUGUACUAGAGGUAACUGUUGUAGAUGGAUGGAUGUGGUUAUUGGUUUGGCUGUUGUCCAGUGCUGACAGUUACAGUGAGGGAAAAAAGUAUUUGAUCCGCUGCUGAUUUUGUACGUUUGCCCACUGACAAAGACAUGAUCAGUCUAUAAUUUUAAUGGUAGGUUAAUUUGAACAGUGAGAGAUAGAAUAACAACAAAAAAAUCCAGAAAAACGCAUGUCAAAAUUUUUUAUAAAUUGAUUUGCAUUUUAAUGAGGGAAAUAAGUAUUUGACCCCCUCUCAAUCAGAAAGAUUUCUGGCUCCCAGGUGUCUUUUAUACAGCUAACGAGUUGAGAUUAGGAGCACACUCUUAAAGGGAGUGCUCCUAAUCUCAGUUUGUUACCUGUAUAAAAGACACCUGUCCACAGAAGCAAUCAAUUAAUCAGAUUCAAAACUCUCCACCAUGGCCAAGACCAAAGAGCUCUCCAAGGAUGUCAGGGGACAAUAUUGUAGACCUACACAAGGCUGGAAUGGGCUACAAGACCAUCGCCAAGCAGCUUGGUGAGAAGGUGACAACAGUUGUUGCGAUUAUUCGCAAAUGAAAGAAACACAAAAGACCUGUCAAUCUCCCUCGGCCUGGGGCUCCAUGCAAGAUCUCACCUCGUGGAGUUGCAAUGAUCAUGAGAACGGUGAGGAAUCAUCCAGAACUACACGGGAGGAUCUUGUCAAUGAUCUCAAGGCAGCUGGGACCAUAGUCACCAAGAAAACAAUUGGUAACACACUACGCCGUGAAGGACUGAAAUCCUGCUGUGCCCGCAAGGUCCCCCUGCUCAAGAAAGCACAUAUACAGGCCCGUCUGAAGUUUGCCAAUGAACAUCUGAAUGAUUCAGAGGAGAACUGGGUGAAAGUGUUGUGGUCAGAUGAGACCAAAAUCGAGCUCUUUGGCAUCAACUCAACUCGCCGUGUUUGGAGGAGGAGGAAUGCUGCCUAUGACCCCAAGAACACCAUCCCCACCGUCAAACAUGGAGGUGAAAACAUUAUGCUUUGGGGGUGUUUUUCUGCUAAGGGGACAGGACAACGUCACCACAUCAAAGGGACGAUGGACGGCGCCAUGUACCGUCAAAUCUUGAGUGAGAACCUCCUUCCCUCAGCCAGGGCAUUGAAAAUGGGUCGUGGAUGGGUAUUCCAGCAUGACAAUGACCCAAAACACACGGCCAAGGCAACAAAGGAGUGGCUCAAGAAGAAGCACAUUAAGGUCCUGGAGUGGCCUAGCCAGUCUCCAGACCUUAAUCCCAUAGAAAAUCUGUGGAGGGAGCUGAAGGUUUGAGUUGCCAAACGUCAGGCUCGAAACCUUAAUGACUUGGAGAAGAUCUGCAAAGAGGAGUGGGACAAAAUUCCUCCUGAGAUGUGUGCAAACCUGGUGGCCAACUACAAGAAACGUCUGACCUCUCUGAUUGCCAACAAGGGUUUUGCCACCAAGUACUAAGUCAUGUUUUGCAGAGGGGUCAAAUAAUUAUUUCCCUCAUUAAAAUGCAAAUCAAUUUAUAACAUUUUUGACAUGCGUUUUUCAGGAUUUUUUUGUUGUUAUUCUGUCUCUCACUGUUCAAAUAAACCUACCAUUAAAAUUAUAGACUGAUCAUGUCUUUGUCAGUGGGCAAACAUACAAAAUCAGCAGGGGAUCAAAUACUUUUUUCCCUCACUGUACAUCUCUUGAAGGACACUUGCCUCAACGGAGUCUCUUCAUCUCUCUCUCUCUGGCUCUCUCUCUCUCUGGCUCUCUCUCUCUCUCUGGCUCUCUCUCUCUCUCUCUCUCUCUGGCUCUCUCUACCCUCUCCUCUCUCUCUCUCUCUCUCUCUCUCUCUCUCUCUCUCUCUACCCUCCCCCCUCUCUCUCUCUGUCUCUCUCCGGCUCUCUCUACCCUCCCCCCUCUCUCUCUGUCUCUCUCCGGCUCUCUCUACCCUCCCCCCUCUUUCUCUCUGUAGGUCAUCGGUGCCAUCAUCAAGCCUCCAGUGCCCGACCCCGGUACAUUCCUGUGGGACCACCUGUUGAAGGACAUGGAGCAGGUGACCAGGUCUCUGGGGAAGGGGUCAGACGACACGGUCAACACCGUCCACCUGGUCAUCAGCAGCCUUCUGGAGCCCCACCAGCCUGGCCAGUGUAAGGGACCAGAAACACCUUGAUGUCCUCAAUAGGUUUACAAUCACUAAAAACAAGUAAAAGGUCUUAGAAUGUGCUUUAAGGUGAAGGUAGUUUAAAGUGAAAGAAUGUAUAAAAAUGUACUAUUAUUAUUUUUGAAUCAUUGUCUGUAAUUGAUGUCAGAUGCUGAAAGUUUCCCUCACUCUACUCUGCUUCUCUCUCCAGGGCCUGUUCCCUAUGACAACCUGCUCUCCACCAAGGAGGCUCGAAACGGCUGGGAGACCACCGUCAGCAAUGACAUCAUCACCCCUCAGCUGAAGGUACCAACUAUUGACAUCACAAAGUCCCCAUUUUACUCAGUUUGCCAUCUCUAGAUGAAGGAAUUUCUUUAGCAUCUUCAACGACAUUUGUUUUCUUUCAUUGGUCCAUCUAUAACCGUCGUUCAUUAGAGCACGCAACGGAACACUUUUAAAACUGUUUGCAUUUCUUAUUGGACAAGUCUAGGUAGUCCCUCUCUGUUUGAAUCUGUUGUAUUCUGUUUAGUGUCUAAUGAACACUGCCCUGAAUAACAGAGAACCCUUGAUAUCUAAAUGAGACCCUCUCUUCCCCCUCUCUCUCUCUUUCUCUCCCCUCCCGUCCCAUCCCAUCUCCAGCACCUGGACAGGCGGCUGAAGGAGGUGAACGCCUUCGUCCGGGCCGACUCGCGGGUCUCCUCCAACCCCGUGAUGAGGCUGGUGUUCGGGGACCCGCGCCUCUUCCUGACCUCUCUGCCCCGGGGGUCUCUGAUCCACAGCUCAGCCGUGUGGAGCUGCAGGGAGCGGGUGUCUUUGCUCAGCCUCACCCACAUUGUGGAGCAGCACGACGGCAAGGACACCCUGCCCAUGCUCUGGCGGUUCCUACAGAGGGUAAGAGCUGAGGCACCGCUGAACGGAAACCUGGGUCUUAUUGGAUAGGUUCAUGUAUUCCCUCCUUGUUUCGGUAAUCAUGGUUGCCUCCACAUUAAUGUAGAAAUGUUUAGAAGCAUAUAAUAUUCUUAUUUACAAUAAAAGUGACUCCAAAAUGACACUACAUUAUUUACCAUUCAUUUUUAUUAGCACAAAAUAAUCUGAAACAACCAAAACAUUCAGUAUAAUGUACAGUGCAUUCGGAAAGUAUUCAGACCCCUUGACUUUUUCCACAUUUUGUUACGUUACAGCCUUAUUCUAAAAUGGAUGACAAAAAAAAUCCCUCAUCAAUCUACACACAAUAACCCAUAAUGACAAAGCGAAAACGUUUAAAAAAUAUAUAUUUUUUGCAACAAAAAAAAAGUGCACACUUCAAGAGAAAGGAAUAUUAUUGUCUGUCACCUCAGCUUCCAUACUUCACCUGUCUCAACACAGUGUCUUUACACCUAAAGAUAACACAAAUGGAAAUAUCACAUUUACAUACGUAUUCCGACCCUUUACUCAGUACUUUGUUGAAGCACCUUUGGCAGCGAUUACAGCCUCAAGUCUUCUUGGUUAUGACGCUACAAGUUUAGCACACCUGUAUUUGGGGAGUGUCUCCCAUUCUUCUCUGCAGAUCCUCUCAAGCUCUGUCAGGUUGGAUGGGGAGCAUCCCUGCACAGCUUUUUUCAGGUCUCUCCAGAGAUGUCUGAUUGGGUUCAAGUCCGGGCUUUGGCUGGACCACUCAAGGACAUUGAGACUUGUCCAGAACCCACUCCUGCUUUGUCUUGGCAGUGUGCUUAAGGUCGUUGUCCUGUUGGAAGGUGAACCUUCGCCCCAGUCUGAGGUCCUGAGCGCUCUGGAGCAGGUUUUCAUCAAGGAUCUCUCUGUACUUUGCUCCGUUCAUCUUUCCCUGCCGCUGAAAAAUAUCUCCACAGAUGCUGCCACCACCAUGCUUCACCCUAGGGAUGGUGCUAGGUUUCCUCUAGACUUGACGCUUGGCAUUCAGGCCAAAUAGUUAAAUCUUGGUUUCAUCAGACCAAAACAUCUUGUUUCUCAUGGUCUGAGAGGCCUUUUGGCAAAUUCCAAGCGGGCUGUCAUGUGCCUUAUACUGAGGAGUGGCUUCAGUCUGGCCACUUUACCAAUAAGGCCUGAUUGGUGGAGUGCUGCCGAGAUGGUUGUCCUUCUGGAAGGUUCUCCCAUCUCCACAGAGGAACUCUGGAGCUCAUUCAGAGUGACCAUUGGGUUCUUGGUCACCUCCCUGACCAAGGCCCUUCUCCCCCGAUUGAUCGGUUUGGCCGGGCGGCCAGCUCUAGGAAGAGUCUUGGUGGUUCCAAACUUCUUCCAUUUAAGAAUGAUGGAGGCCACUGUGUUCUCGGGGACCUUCAAUGCUGCAGAAAUGUGUUGGUACCCUUCCCCAGAUCUGUGCUUCGACACAAUCCUGUUUCGGAGUUCUAUGGACAAUUCCUUCGACCUCAUGGCUUGGUUUUUGCUCUGACAUGCACUGUCAACUGUGGGACCUUUUAUAUACAGUGGGGGAAAAAAGUAUUUAGUCAGCCACCAAUUGUGCAAGUUCUCCCACUUAAAAAGAUGAGAGAGGCCUGUAAUUUUCAUCAUAGGUACACGUCAACUAUGACAGACAAAAUGAGGGAAAAAAAUCCAGAAAAUCACAUUGUAGGAUUUUUUAAUGCAUUUAUUUGCAAAUUAUGGUGGAAAAUAAGUAUUUGGUCAAUAAAAAAAGUUUCUCAAUACUUUGUUAUAUACCCUUUGUUGGCAAUGACACAGGUCAAACGUUUUCUGUAAGUCUUCACAAGGUUUUCACACACUGUUGCUGGUAUUUUGGCCCAUUCCUCCAUGCAGAUCUCCUCUAGAGCAGUGAUGUUUUGGGGCUGUCGCUGGGCAACACGGACUUUCAACUCCCUCCAAAGAUUUUCUAUGGGGUUGAGAUCUGGAGACUGGCUAGGCCACUCCAGGACCUUGAAAUGCUUCUUACGAAGCCACUCCUUCGUUGCCCGGGCGGUGUGUUUGGGAUCAUUGUCAUGCUGAAAGACCCAGCCACGUUUCAUCUUCAAUGCCCUUGCUGAUGGAAGGAGGUUUUCACUCAAAAUCUCACGAUACAUGGCCCCAUUCAUUCUUUCCUUUACACGGAUCAGUCGUCCUGGUCCCUUUGCAGAAAAACAGCCCCAAAGCAUGAUGUUUCCACCCCCAUGCUUCACAGUAGGUAUGGUGUUCUUUGGAUGCAACUCAGCAUUCUUUGUCCUCCAAACACGACGAGUGGAGUUUUUACCAAAAAGUUCUAUUUUGGUUUCAUCUGACCAUAUGACAUUCUCCCAAUCCUCUUCUGGAUCAUCCAAAUGCACUCUAGCAAACUUCAGACGGGCCUGGACAUGUACUGGCUUAAGCAGGGGGACACGUCUGGCACUGCAGGAUUUGAGUCCCUGGCGGCGUAGUGUGUUACUGAUGGUAGGCUUUGUUACUUUGGUCCCAGCUCUCUGCAGGUCAUUCACUAGGUCCCCCCCGUGUGGUUCUGGGAUUUUUGCUCACCGUUCUUGUGAUCAUUUUGACCCCAUGGGGUGAGAUCUUGCGUGGAGCCCCAGAUCAAGGGAGAUUAUCAGUGGUCUUGUAUGUCUUCCAUUUCCUAAUAUUUGCUCCCACAGUUGAUUUCUUCAAACUAAGCUGCUUACCUAUUGCAGAUUCAGUCUUCCCAGCCUGGUGCAGGUCUACAAUUUUGUUUCUGGUGUCCUUUGACAGCUCUUUGGUCAUGGCCAUAGUGGAGUUUGGAGUGUGACUGUUUGAGGUUGUGGACAGGUGUCUUUUAUACUGAUAACAAGUUCAAACAGGUGCCAUUAAUACAGGUAACAAGUGGAGGACAGAGGAGCCUCUUAAAGAAGUUGUUACAGGUCUGUGAGAGCCAGAACUCUUGCUUGUUUGUAGGUGACCAAAUACUUAUUUUCCACCAUAAUUUGCAAAUAAAUUCCUAAUAAAUAAAAAUCCUACAAUGUGAUUUUCUGGAGAAAAAAAAUCUCAAUUUGUCUGUCAUAGUUGACGUGUACCUAUGAUGAAAAUUACAGGCCUCUCAUCUUUUUAAAUGGGAGAACUUGCACAAUUGGUGGCUGACUAAAUACUUUUUUCCCCCACUGUAGACAGGUGUGUGCCUUUCCAAAUCAUGUAAAAUCAGUUGAAUUUAUUUUUAAUACAUUUGCAAACAUUUCUAAAAAUCUGUUUUCGCUUUGUCAUUAUGGGGUAUUGUGUGUAGAUUGAUGACAAAAAUGUUUUAGUUAAUCCAUUUUAGAAUAAGGCUGUAAUGUAAAAAAAAUGUGGAAAAAGGGACGUGGUCUGAAUACUUUCCGAAUGCACUGUAUGUAUUCAGUGGCUAAACACUCCAAGACCAUAAACGUGUUUACAGUCUCAUUUACAGUCAUAAUGUUGGUCAGACCUUCAUUCAAUGCAGUGUGAUUGGCAGUUUGUUUUACCAUACCCUGUGAUUGGUUGCCGUAAUAUACGACCGUAACAUCACCCGCCUGUGAUUGGUCUUGUGACAGGAGGCAGAGCUGCGGUUGGUGAAGUUCCUUCCUGACAUCCUGGCACUGCAGAGAGAUCUGGUGAAGAGGUUCCAGAACGUGACCGACCUCAACUGCGGAACCAUCGCGGAGUUCCUUCACAGCCAGAAAGCAGGUACUAGUUUAAACUAUACUUCUGGGUUAGUCACAGUACUGUAUGUCCAACUGAAAACCAUCAGUGGUAUUGUUUGUAUUAUUGGCAUCAUACAGCGAGCAGAUAUAUCAUUUAUUUCACUAUUGAGGCCAGCCGAGCUUAGCUGUAGUUUAGUGUAGUGUGUAGUAGCCAGUUAUGCCUCCACCAUAGAGGCUGGAAAAUAAAAUCUAAGAGUCAGCUCUACAGUUCAGGCCAGAACGCUAGUAUCAAAAGAGUAUUCAAGUUUGUUAACAAUAUAGGCUUAUAGAUUGAUUAUUAUGAUUGUUCUCACAGCCUCCCUCUCGGCCUGGUACGAGAAACGGAUCAAAAUAUUCCUGACAACGUGGAAUCAGCUUCGGGUCUCCCUGGCAACCAACGGUAUGAGCAAAGAUAAACACAGCACAAGUCUAGGGCUCUGUUAAUAAAGAAAUAAUAUUCAGUAAAUAUAUACAAUAUUUUAAAAUAUGCUCUUUGGAGGGGCAUUCAUGCAUGAUUUCUUAAUCUGCAAUUUUGUGAUUAUUUACAUUUUACAUUUUAGUCAUUUAGCAGACGCUCUUAUCCAGAGCGACUUACAGUUAGUGAGUGCAUACAUAAUUUUUUAUUUUUCAUACUGGCCCCCCGUGGGAAUCAAACCCACAACCCUGGCGUUGCAAACGCCAUGCUCUACCAACUGAGCUACAUCCCUGCCGGCCAUUCCCUCCCCUACCCUGGACGACACUGGGCCAAUUGUGCGCCGCCCCAUGGGUCUCCCGGUCGCGGCCGGCUAUGACAGAGCCUGGAUUAUAAUCUGUGUGUUUUGGCUCUGCUCCAGGUGAGAUUAAAAUCCCUGGCGAGUUCUGCCAAGAGGACCUGGACCUGACCAGUGACUUCUUGGUUCUGUUGCCACGGCGACAGGGUCCCGGCCUGUGUUCCACGGCGCUGGUCAGCUACCUCAUCGCCCUGCACAACGAACUGGUCUACUGCGUUGACAAGCAUACUGGAGAGGAGACCAGGUGAGGGUGCUGUUGUCCUAUUUCAUUUACACUCAUCUGGGGCCGUAGUAACCAAGCAUCUCGGAGUAGGAGUGCUGUUUCAGGAUCAGUUUUUCCUUUAGGAUCACAAUAAGAUCACGUGGAUGGGGGGACCUGAUCUGGGAUCGGCUCUCCUACUGAGACGUUUGAUACAUAUCUCAGACUACAACUGAAUGCAUUCAACUGAAAUGUGUCUCCCGCAUUUAACCCAGAGAGGUGCGGGGUGCUGCCUUAAUCGACGUCAUCGGCGCACGGGGAGCAGUUGUUGUUGCGGGUUAACUGCCUUGCUCAAGGGCAGGACGUCAGAUUUUUCCACCUUGCCGACUCGGGGAUUCGAACCAGUGACAUUUUGAUUACUGGCCCAACACUUUUAACUGCUAGGCCUGUGGUUCCCAACCUCUUUUGGUUACUAUACCACCAACUGAAUUUUGCUCUGCCCAGAGUACCCCUGAAGUACCCCCUCAUGUGCAUUUUACCAGUCGGCCUAUGGUCUCAUGAGUCUUCCCAAGUACCCCCUGUGGAUAGGUCAAGUACCCCCAGUGGUCCUAGUACCCUUGGUUAGGAACCACUGCGCUAGGCUACCAGCCGAACUGAUAGAAAGCAGAAGCAGACAUAAAAUCAAAUCAAAUCAAAUUGUAUUGGUCACAUGCGCCGAAUACAACAGGUGCAGACAUCACAGUGAAAUGCUUACUUACAGCCCUUAACCAACAGUGCAUUUAUUUUUAACAAAAAAAGCAACAACAAAAAAAGUGUUGAGAAAAAAAAGUAAAAUUAAAUAACAGUAGGGAGGCUAUAUAUACAGGGGGGUACCGUUGCAGAGUCAAUGUGCGGGGGCACCGGCUAGUUGAGGUAAUAUGUACAUGUGGGUAGAGUUAAAGUGACUAUGCAUAAAUAAUUAACAGAGUAGCAGCAGCGUAAAAAGGAUUGGGUGGGGGGGCAGUGCAAAUAGUCCGGGUAGCCAUGAUUAGCUGUUCAGGAGUCUUAUGGCUUGGGGGUAGAAGCUGUUGAGAAGUCUUUUGGACCUAGACUUGGCACUCCGGUACCGCUUGCCGUGCGGUAGCAGAGAGAACAGUCUAUGACUAGGGUGGCUGGAGUCUUUGACAAUUUUGAGGGCCUUCCUCUGACACCGCCUGGUAUAGAGGUCCUGGAUGGCAGGAAGCUUGGCCCCAGUGAUGUACUGGGCUGUACGCACUGCCCUCUGUAGUGCCUUGCAGUCGGAGGCCAAGCAGUUGCCAUACCAGGCGGUGAUGCAACCAGUCAGGAUGCUCUCGAUGGUGCAGCUGUAGAAUUUUUUGAGGAUCUGAAGACCCAUGCCAAAUCUUUUCAGUCUCCUGAGGGGGAAUAGGCUUUGUCGUGCCCUCUUCAAGACUGUCUUGGUGUGUUUGGACCAUAAUAGUUCGUUGGUGAUGUGGACACCAAGGAACUUGAAGCUCUCAACCUGUUCCACUACAGCCCCGUCGAUGAGAAUGGGGGCGUGCUCAGUCCUCUUUUUUUUCCUGUAGUCCACAAUCAUCUCCUUUGUCUUGGUCACGUUGAGGGAGAGGUUGUUGUCCUGGCACCACACGGCCAGGUCUCUGACCUCCUCCCUAUAGGCUGUCUCAUCGUUGUCGGUGAUCAGGCCUACCACUGUUGUGUCGUCAGCAAACUUAAUGAUGGUGUUGGAGUCGUGCCUGGCCAUGCAGUCAUGGGUGAACAGAGAGUACAGGAGGGGACUGAGCACGCACCCCUGAGGGGCCCCGUGUUGAGGAUCAGUGUGGCAGAUGUGUUGUUACAUACCCUUACCACCUGGGGUUCGGCAGUCCAGGAUCCAGUUGCAGAGGGAGGUGUUUAGUCCCAGGAUCCUUAGCUUAGUGAUGAGCUUAGAGGGCACUAUGGUGUUGAAUGCUGAGCUGUAGUCAAUGAAUAGCAUUCUCACGUAGGUGUUCCUCUUGUCCAGGUGGGAAAGGGCAGUGUGGAGUGCAAUAGAGAUUGCAUCAUCUGUGGAUCUGUUGGGGCGGUAUGCAAAUUGGAGUGGGUCUAGGGUUUCUGGGAUAAUGCUGUUGAUGUGAGCCAUGACCAGCCUUUCAAAGCACUUCAUGGCUACAGAUGUCAGUGCUACGGGUCGGUAGUCAUUUAGGCAGGUUAUCUUAGAGUCCUUGGGCACGGGGACUAUGGUGGUCUGCUUGAAACAUGUUGGUAUUACAGACUCAGUCAGGGACAUGUUGAAAAUGUCAGUGAAGACACUUGCCAGUUGGUCAGCACAUGCUCGGAGUACACGUCCUGGUAAUCCGUCUGGCCCUGCGGCCUUGUGAAUGUUGACCUGCUUAAAAGUCUUACUCACAUCGGUUACGGAGAGCGUGAUCACAUAGUCAUCCGGAACAGCUGGUGCUCUCAUGCAUGCUUCAGUGUUGCUUGCCUCGAAGCGAGCAUAGAAGUGGUUUAGCUCGUCUGGUAGGCUUGUGUCACUGGGCAGCUCACGGCUGUGCUUCCCUUUGUAGUCUGUAAUAGUUUUCAAGCCCUGCCACAUCCGACGAGCGUCAGAGCCAGUGUAGUACGAUUCAAUCUUAGUCCUGUAUUGACUCUUUGCCUGUUUGAUGGUUCGUCGGAGGGCAUAGCGGGAUUUCUUAUAAGCGUCCGGGUUAGAGUCCCGUUCCUUGAAAGCGGCAGCUCUACCCUUUAGCUCAGUGCGGAUGUUUCCUGUAAUCCAUGGCUUCUGGUUGGGGUAUGUACGUACGGUCACUGUGGGGACGACAUCAUCGAUGCACUUAUUGAUGAUGCCAGUGACUGAUGUGGUGUACUCCUCAAUGCUGUCUGAAGAAUCCCGGAACAUGUUCCAGUCUGUGCUAGCAAAACAGUCCUGUAGCUUAGCAUCUGCGUCAUCUGACCACUUUUUUAUUAACCGAGUCACUGGUGCUUCCUGCUUUAGUUUUUGCUUAUAAGCAGGAAUCAGGAGGAUAGAGUUAUGGUCAGAUUUGACAAAUGGAGGGCGAGGGAGAGCUUUGUAUGCGUCUCUGUGUGUGGAGUAAAGGUGGUCUAGAGUUUUUUUUUCCUCUGGUUGCACAUUUAACAUGCUGGUAGAAAUUAGGUAGAACGGAUUUAAGUUUCCCUGCAUUAAAGUCCCCGGCCACUAGGAACGCUGCAUCUGGAUGAGCGUUUUCCUGUUGAUUUAUGGCCUUGUACAACUCAUUCAGUGCAAUCUUAAUGCCAGCAUUGGUUUGUGGUGGUAAAUAGACAGCUAUGAAAAAUAUAGAUGAUAAACUCUCUUGGUAAAUAGUGUGGUCUACAGCUUAUCAUAAGAUACUCUACCUCAGGCGAGCAAAACCUCGAGACUUCCUUAGUAUUUGAUUUUGUGCACCAGCUGUUGUUUACAAAUAUACACAGACCGCCACCCCUUGUCUUACCGGAGUCAGCCGUUCUAUAAUGCCGAUGUAGCGUAUAGCCCGCUAGCUGUAUGUUAUCCAUGUCGUCGUUCAGCCACGACUCGGUGAAACAUAAGAUAUUACAGUUUUUAAUGUCCCGUUGGUAGGAUAACCGUAAUCUUAGGUCAUCCAAUUUAUUUUCAAAUGAUUGAACGUUGGCUAAUAGGAUUGAUGGAAGAGGCAGUUUACUCGCUCGCCGUCGGAUCCUUACAAGGCACCCCGAUCUACGUCCACGAUAUCUCCGUCUCUUCCUCACUCGAAUGACGGGGAUUUGGGCCUUGUCGGGUGUCUGUAUGAUAUCCUUCGCGGCCGCCUCGUUGAAGAAAAAAUCUUCGUCCAAUACGAGGUGAGUAAUCGCUGUCCUGAUAUCCAGAAGCUAUUUUUGGUUAUAAGAGACGAUGGCAGAAACAUUAUGUACAAAAUAAUUUACAAAUAACGCGGAAAAACACAUAUAAUAGUACAAUUGGUUAGAGGGCUGUAAAACGGCAGCCAUCUUCUCCGGCGCUGUUAUCUACAUGGUUGAUAUCACCCGCUUACACACAUUCUUACACCAACAAUAUGGUCAUUUAGCAGACCCUGUUAUCCAAAGGAACUUCCAGAACUGUCAACAUUGACACAUACAGUAUAUCGGUGUAUGUGGCCAUGCAAGACUCAAACCCACAACCCUGGUGUACUGGGACACCAGUAUGGUUUACCAUACACAAAAAAAAAAAAAAUGUAUGCACGCACGACUGUAAGUCGCUUUGGAUAAAAGCGUCUGCUAAAUGGCUUAUUAUUAUUAUUACUGGCAGCACCAUGAUCCCUACCCCACCCAGCCAUUGGAACCACAUUAGUUCACUCUUCUCCUUUCCCUCCCCCAGCUACACAGUGAGCCCGGCGGACCUGAGCGACCUGCACGUGAUCCGCUACGAGCCGGAGAGGGAUCUGCUGCCCUUGGUUCUGUCUAACUGCCAGUACAGCGUGGAGCGUGGCCAGGAGGCCCUGCACGAGUACGACCUGCCCAAGAUCCAGCAGCAGAUCCUGGCCCGCUUCCUGCAGGGCAAGCCCCUCGUCACCCUCAAUGUGAGUCAGUCUGUCUCUCAGCUGUCGGUCAGUCAAAUGUACAGUUCUAGGCAUCAACAAAGUUACUAAAUGCCUGUGCUGCAGCAAGGUACAUUGUUAAUGUGACAAACUCUCUCGUAGGGUGACGCCAAGUUCAUUAGCAAUCGUCUAACAAUAACAAAUGUUAUGAAAUACAAUUUUUAAAUAUGCUCUUAAAGGGUAAAACUACAUCCACUUAUAAACAUAUUUUUUACUAAAGUUAGUGUACGGUAGAGGUCGAUGUGCGGUACAGGUUAAACCAGAACUGUAUAGAUUACCCUUUUUACAGAAACACUUAGCUGUCACAAGCUGCGUUACACAUUCUGAUAUUUUUUUCACUAAUUGGUCUUUUGACCAAUCAUAUCAGCUCUGAAAAAGAUCUGAUGUGAAAAGAUCUGAUGUGAUUGGUCAAAAGACCAAUUAGAGUAAAAAAUAUCAGAAUGUGUCUGCCUGUGUAAAAGCAGCAAAAGUGAGGUAAAGACAACAGCGUUACUAUAUGACCAUGUAUUAAACAUAAAGAGGUUUUGAUUUGUUGCUAACUGCCGCCUCAUACAGGGAAUCCCAACCCUGGUGAACAGACAUGACCGCAAUUAUGAAAAUAUCCUCAAGGACGUGAAAGGAAAGGUUCAACAGGUAAGUCACAAUAACUCUGGUGACAUGUUGUCACAUGGUAUGAUAUGGGGAAAUCUUUGAUUGGUACACAUCCAGUUUUGGAACACAACCCUGGCAUGAGGUUGAGUUGACCCUGCUCUAUGCCUGGUCCACGUCGCUGUCAUUUCCCUGUUUGUGACCUUUGCCCUUUGUGUCCCUAGGAGCCCCUGCCCAUCCUGACCCUGUCAGCGCUGGCUGGGGAGCUGCAGUCAUACAGCGAGGUGUGUGAGGCGCUCUCCACCGUGGAGGUGGCACUGGGCUUCCUGGCCAUGACAGGCGGCGAACCCCUGCUGCAGCUGGAGCGCUACCUGGAGGAGGUUCUGCAGAUGGGAGACCAGACAGCCCCACACAUCCUCAAGGUCAGCUCCCUUCCUCCGUCUGCAGUCUGGAGCCCACAGACUGUCCGGGUGCAGCAUUAACACAUCUCUGUUUCUUCGAAUGGUUUAGUUGGUAGCUGAGAGCCUAAAGCCAAUUUUUUGUUUCACCACUCCAUCUAGCUGGCUCUCCAUUGGCUUUCUUACAGGAACCAGUAAACAGAUGGAUACCCUUAACAGAAAGUAGUGACUUAAUUUAAUCUUGUUGUCGUAAGCUUUUUGGGGUAUAUGCAUAUUAUCAAUCACUAUCUAGCCUAAUUGGUAUUAAUUGUACCCUAAAGUUAAUACAACACAUCUCUCGGUAAGGUGAGCUCUUUCAGGAGAGAACCUGUUAGCAGUGAUGUCAUGUUUUCUGACCAUGUGAUUGGAGGUUAUAUUAAACUAAGGGAUAGUUCACCCAAAUUACAAAAUUACACAUUGGUUUCUUGACCCUGUAAGCAGUCUAUGGAUGUAAGACAGCAAUGCAUUAUUUGGUUUUGUUUACCUGGCCACUGUUUCAAAUGCUAACCUUUUUAGCACAAAUCCAGUGCAAUGUUGCCCUGAGCAGGCGUAGUCUGAGUCACUGUGUUGUCCUCAUGCAGGCCCUGAGCAGGUGUAGUCUGAAACACUGUGUUGUCCUCAUGCAGGCCCUGAGCAGGUGUAGUCUGAAACACUGUGUUGUCCUCAUGCAGGCCCUGAGCAGGUGUAGUCUGAAACACUGUGUUGUCCUCAUGCAGGCCCUGAGCAGGUGUAGUCUGAAACACUGUGUGGCCCUGUGGCAGCUCCUCACCUCACUCAAGUCGGAGAACAUGCUGCGCCUCAAGAGGGUAAGACGACGAGACACCACACAUUCACCCAGACAACAGUCUUCACAUUAAACUGUUGAUGGUUUUGUUAGGGUCAUGUUUUUACACUGGUUAUGAAGUUGUUUGUCUGGAUUACUGUUUGUGUGGGUGAGAUGUGUUUGAAUAACUUACAACAUAAGUUGUAACAUUGUAACUUAAGUUCUACUAACUUACAAAAUUCAGUUACACUAACUUUAGUUAUACUAACUUACAAAAUCUGAUAAAUAGCAAAUGAUCGUAACGUCAUGUUUCACCCAAGUGUGUAUCUAUUAGUAGAAGUUUCACUAAACCCCCCCUCUCCAUCCAUCCCUCCCCAUCCUCAGGACCCGUUCGUGGGGGUCUCAGAGAAGUACAGGAAUCCCCUGGGCGAUGAAGAGCGGAGGCUGCUCACUACGUUCUGCACCAAGAGCAGCGCUGACUCGUUCCUGCUGGAGAUGCACGAGUUCCUGCUGCUGGUCCUGAAGAACCCCCGUGCCCUCGACACAUACAGGCCUGACUGGGGGUAAGCCAAGGGGAUAACAGCUAGCUGGCAUGGUGUAGUCUCUCUUGACACUCUUAACUACCUAGUGCCCAUAGAUUUAGUUCUGGGUUUCGGGAUUAGAAAAAUUGUAGUGUUCAAUUUUGUAUAUUGUAGUAUUGUUUACGUCAAAUGAACAUCACGUAUGUGUUUCACAAGGCCCACAAACAUCUCCGGGUGAGGCAUGUUUGAUGAAUGUAAAAAUCACAUGUCCAUUAUCCUUUCCUCCAUCGUCCUGCAGCCUGAAAGACACCCUGCUGUCCUACAUGGAGCGUAAGGACCUUGACGUUCCCCACGACGUGGACGAGUUGUUCCCCGGAGAGAUCAGCCUGGCUCAGUACAUCGAAGCCUGGAAGUUCACU